CAUUCCUGUGCUCAGCAGGAGGUAGUACUCAGUCAGAGGCUGGCUGGCUGGCUGGCUGGGGAGGCUGCCUGUUGGAGAUGGUAGCCAGCCCAAGGAGGGGUGGCUUGUAGAACACAAACAGUGGUAGGUGCUGUUUGUCAUGGGCUGGGGAGGGGAGACAUGUUAGCUGCCAGGGAGGGGAGAGGAAGUGCAGCACUGAGAGAGCUCCCUCCUCCUCCAUCACAGCCCAGUCCAAUCCCAGCUCUACCCCAGCAAGCUCACAGAGAGGGCUGUGAGAGCACAUGAUGGCAGGGAAUUAAAAGCUCUGUCUGCAGUGCACCCCUUGACACCCUGCUACAAACCCACUGCUCCUCUGGGCACACACUGGGCAGCCUGGACCAGCCUGGACAUGGAGGACCAGUCAAACGGUAAGUGGGCACAGGGGCUGUGCUAACCCAUCUAGGGGUUACUUGAGGGCAACUAGCCCAAAUAAGCACAGAGCCAGCCCCUUGUUAAAGAGGACUAUUAUGGGCAUACAGAUCCUGGGGCUGCUGAUUAUCUCACACUGUUUUGUUGCAGCUCAUUGCUGGUUCUGUGCUGUGAGCAGUGUUUACAGGGGGAUUGCAACACUGUAUCUAGCGAUUGUUUUGUUUACGUUGAAGUUGCACUCAAACUAUUGUUGUUAUGACAGGCGAUAAGAUCAUAGAAGCAUCUUCUAAAGUAGCCUUCCCAGUGUUCCAGAUCUUCACUGGGCAUUGGGCAAUACCCACACUGGUAGUGUACCUAUCUGUCUAGGAUUGGUUGUCACUCUGUGGAUACAUACUGUGCUCUAGAAUCGAUUGUAAGCUCUUUGAGCAAGGCCUUCUGCACAUUAAAGUGGUUCUAUUCGUUUUGGAUUUCUUUGAAUACCCAAUAUAGAAUCUGUGCUAUUUAUUAGUGCUUUAUUAGAAUGACCUAGGGGGGGACUCCUUGUCACAGUAAUACAGGGCUUGCAAUCUAUACAUGCCUUCAAAUAUAAAGGGGUAGGUCGCAGAGAGUCCCAGUAAGGUGUGUAUAUAAGCACCUGUUUGAUAACUUUAAUAUUUAAUUUCUGUAAAUGUUGAUUUACAGCAUUUUAAACUCUGUGCACAAGACUGCAAAUGGCAUGACUGAUUCUAGCCUGGCAGUGAAUUAUCUAAAAAUAUUCCAUUUGAUUUCUGUAUAUAUUUGCAUUUACAAGCAUUACAUUUUUACCAAUUUGUUUUAGAUCUGUGUUUUAAUAAGCCAUCAAGGUUAACGCACAAACCAAAAGGGAGCAGGAAGUGUUUUUCAGACAAACUAGUGGUUAACAUUCUUUGCUGCAGAAUUGCAUGUGGGAGAGGUGUUUGACUUGCACUUCGGUUAUAAACCGGCAAUACUUGUCAAUUUUAAAUGCCAUUAAAUACUGCUCUCCCAGUAAUAACUAGGCAGGCGUAUGACCUGCCACUACUGAUGUUCUCCGAGAUGAAAUACAUUUUCAAAUUAUUAGGGAAACAAGUACAAUAAACUAAAAAUGGUGCUUUUAAGUAUAACAAAGUAAAAAAAAAAAAAAAAGUUAGAGGUUGCAGUUGCAAUCAAGAGUGUUAAAGCAUUUUAUAAAAUGAUGUGACUUGUUUACUGGAUAUUAAUAUAAUUUACAGGGUUAUUUACAAAAGUGAGAAUUCAAAUGCCAGAUUUAAAGGAACAUUAUAGCGCCAAAAAUACAAAUGUUUAUUCCUAACCCUAUAGUGUUCAAAACACUAUUUAGGUUGCUGGCCACCCCUUGGGCCCCCUUAAAUAGGUUAAAAACUCACCUUUAUUUAAGCAACACAAGGGGGUUCGUUGGUGCAGGCCUUGCCCCCGAUCUGCCUUCUUGACUGAGAUAAUCAGAACUGACAAUUGGCUGAGAUUGCCAAUUUAGAUGAUCUCAGCCAAGGAGGGGGGGUGAAUCCAAACACAGCGCUGGCCAAUCAGCAUCUUCUCUUAGAGAUACAUAGAAUCAAUGCACCUCUGUGUGAAAAGUUCAGUAUCCCCAUGUGAAACGUGGAGACGCUGAAUGGUAGGUGCUGCACUCUGUUCAGCACUGACCCAGGAAGCACCUCUAGUGACUGUCUGAGUGACUGCCACUGGAGGUGUCCCUAGGCAGCAAUGUAAACACUGCAUUUUUUUCUGGAAAGGCAGUGUUUACAGUAACAAUCCUGCAGGGACUGACUACACUCACCUGAACAACUACAUUAAAGGGACUCCGUAGGCACCCAGACCACUUAAGCUCUUUGUAGUGGUCUGGGUGAUGUGACCCUUUUGCACUUACUGCUGCAUUGUUAAACAUUGCAGUUCAAGAGAAACUGCAAUGUUUACAUUGCAGCACUACGUAAUCCCUCAGUGCUUCCGGAAUCGCAACAGACUUUUGGUCCGUUAUUUGACGCUGGAGGACCUCAAGCGAUCGGGAGGUCUAAUGCAUGCGGCGUUUGCCACGCAUGUGCAUUAGACCCCACUCACCGCGGGGCAGAGCUUCGACCCAGCACCGAGGGACAUUGGCACUGGGAAAGUAAAUAAAGAGUUUUUAACCCUUUAUUUACCAUGGGGGUGAGGGAGGUCGGAGGCAGAGUAAUCGCUAGUGCCAGGAAUACAGCUUUGUGUUCCUGGCACUACAGUAUCCCUUUAAGCUGUAGUUGCGCUGGUGACUAUAGUUUCCUUUAAGAUCAGAGCUUGCUAAGAGCAUUUUUCCAAUUUGGCAAUUUUGACUUUAAAUUUUAAACACACACUUUAGUGAAUAAGCCCGAUUAGACAUUUGUUUAUAACACACACUACGUAUAACAUAGAAAGCAGAACAAAUUAUGUAUGUGACAGCGUUACAGGGUUACUCUAAACACCAUAACCGUUUCAGUGUAUUGAAGUGGUCAUGGUGCCUGUAGUUUGUCUGUGCAGCUUUUUUGCUGUGAAACACAUGUGUCAAGAUUUAACCCCUCUACGGCCAGAGGUGUAACUCAUUGUGGCGUCAUUAGCCAUCCUGAAACAAAGGUUCCUGGUGGCUAAUGUGAAUCCUGUGAAAAUCACACAUCUGACGUCCUGGCGCCAGACAGCCAGUCUCCGCACAUAACCCACCGCCGUGCCACCCAUUGCCCUCCUUCUCUCACUUUUAAAAAUGUAUAAUAUUUUGUGGGGGGACCUGUAUAGGAACGGUUACUCCAACCAAAAACAGUGUUUUCCUAAAAGUACACUUUAAGUUCCUAUAAUGCUAUAUCUUGUUUUCUAAAGGGCAGGUAAGGGUGUUUCUGAUAUCCAAGAUGUGUAAACAGCACAAUAAUGGUUAUGAAUAUAAUAUAAAAAAAUGAGGUAGUUCCCCCACCCCCCCAAUAGAAUAUUGUAAAACAGAUUCACUUACCAGUCCUGAUUUUGGAAAUGCUUUGUAUGUCUCAGACUCCCAUUCAUCUUUUAGCAACGAUAGAUACAGUUGUGCCAAGGAGGACAUUAAUAUCUUGAAGCUAAAGAAUUUGGUACACUGGGAAAUAUUGUUUUAUGGUUUAAUAGUAAUAAUUUUAAAUCCCAAACCACAAAAAGUGUAUAUACUACAAAACCAUAUAGUUCUAGAAAGUAGACACCCCAUAAUAUUUUACUAGAAGCAUUUGAAUUAUUUUCACGUGAAUUUUAUCACUAAACUCUGCCAAAAUGUAUUGAGCCAGGUUUGUGGGGAAUCCUAGUUAAAUUAUACACAUGCACUCUAUUUAGUAGCCUUUUUUUUGGGGUUGGAAUAGCAAACCCCAAACUCCAAUUACCCUAUUAUGAAAAACAUUCUCUAAUUUUGAAUUGACACUUAGGUAUUUUCCCAUUGACGCUAUCUGAUGAAGACACUUUAUCUGUGUCACUAUACUGACCAUUGCCAAACUUUGACCUAAAUUACAUCAUUUCAUUGUCAACACAGUGUUAUUUGGCUUCUAAAUUUAUUUAUUUUUUCUGCUGUUGAAGGCAACAAAAGUUUAGGGCUUUUCAGUUCUUCUUUAAACCCACCCAGGCUUUACCAGUGUACAGUGGUUUGCGUUGUGCCACGAGCACGUUGAUUUUAGGGCUGUAAUAUGCUGGUCUUAAAAAUGUCCUUUGUAGCAGUUAUAUUAAAGUAGCCAGUUUGGCUACAAGUAUGUGCAUAUCCCUCUGGUAAGGCUUCAGGUAACAUGUGACAUUUAUAAUCUAAUGAAAAUAAAAAGGAAAUGGCCAUGCGAGAAAAUUGUUCGUAUUUUUAAAUGUGCUGAUUUUUUAUUGUUUUCACGUUUGGUAUUACCACACACAGCAUGAUAUUACUGAGUGUGGCUAAUGAUUCUCUUAGAGAAACGUCGUAUUCAGUGCUUCGUCAUGAGAAGCACAGGAUUGGUGGCGCGUGACAACUGCCUCCCCUGCGCCAUGUGUCUGCCAUGCAUUUAGAUGAAUCACAGUUCAGCGGGCUUAAUUUUCUCACCGCGGGUUGAUUGGACAUCUGGAACCUGGAUUCUACUUUUUUUUUUUUUUUUCUCCUUUCCAUAAGAUGGGAGGUCUGAGUGACUGCCACUAGAUAUAUUACUAAGCAGCAAUGUAAUGUGUUUACAUUGAAAAGCCUGCUGGGACAUACUAUACAUACCAGAACCACUUUAUUAAGCUGUGGUGGUUCUGGUGACUAUAGCAUCAAUUUAAGAAUUGCAUUUUUUAUAGCUGAAAAUAAAGCUUAGUUUGUUCAAAUCAAUGCUGGCUCCUAUAGAAAAUGUGUCAAGCCCUGUUUUAUAGUAUCUGUUAAGGCAGGCGUAGGCAACCUUCGGCAUUCCAGAUAAUGUGGACUACAUCCUCCCUGAGGCUUUGCCAGCAUUAUAGCUGUAAUAGCUUUCUAUGAAAUGUAGUCCACAACAUCUGGAGUACUGAAGGUUGCUUAGCCCUGUGUUAAGGUAAUGUUCACUUCCUGUGCAGCGUUGUCACUGAAGGAUUGUGGGUGUUACAGUAAGUGACUGAAGGGGUUUUCACGCAUUCAGCAACCCUCUCUGCUCAGUCCAUUCUACCUACACAAUACUACUGGCCCUGCUUGAGGAUACAUCUUCUCUUGAGCAGGGCAGUGCUCCUGAUGAUGACGUCAAUGCCACUGCAAUGCUCUAUAGUUGCUCCUUGUAGGAUGGUUCUCCUGCUCUCUCUCCUGUCAAUCAACUCUAUUAUGACUCUAUGACAGAAACAUUUAUUGACAGAUGAGUAGGGACUAAAACUUGAUUUAGGUUUUAAAGAAAUGUUGCAUGUUUGUUAGGAAUUAUGAGUGCACAAUAUAGAGAUAACGUUUUAUUUGCAAUAAGUGUGUACCAGACACUUUUGGUGCUGAUCUCUGCCACCUUUCUCAGUAAAUUGCUCCUGUUAUGGCAAACAUGACUUGGUCAAGCAAUCAUUUACCCGUGUCUUCUCUAGAGAUUAUCUAGACAUUGUGAAGGAAAGUGCCCAUGUAUAGUCCAAAAGCCAUUUACAUUUUUAUUAUGGGAACGAUGUUCUGUACAUUAUUUGGAAAUUCAAACGACGUCUGAUCAUUCUCCACGUCCAUUGACAGCUGCCAUGAUGGAGGAAGAGAUCUUCGGGUAGUUCUAUCAUUUUAUCGAUUUGCUGACAAUAUCACUAGCACAAUGUAUAGAUUCAAUCUUUACCCACCUCGAGGUAAACUUGCAAUUCACACAUUCCGUGGGUGACAGGUUUCCGUUAAACAUGUUUUGUUGUCUUUACUGUUAUCCUUACCUCCCACAAAUGAAAUGUAGUUUUUCCUCUUCUGCCUACCAGCUCCAAUUCAACCUGAAUUAAUGUAAAAUACAUAUACAUUUUUUAAUGCUUGUUUGUGUAUCAAAUAGGAUUGAAAAAACAACAAGCACAAAUCACUUGUAAGCUUCCUGAAUAAGUAAUGUAAAACCAAGAUAGUAUGCCUUGACAUAUUACAAGUUUACUAAUCUGUUCUCAAACAAGAAAAAUAAUUAAAAAAUCUGCCCUAAUGGCACUUGGGAACCGGUUUCUGAAAGUCAGUUCUGUUUUAAUAGUUUGCCUCAAACAUUGCUGUGAGUGUGUAUCUUACAUUUUCUGUUUCUACAAAGCGUGCAGGAUUUCAUGUACCCACCUGUGCUUUCACAACCACACGAUCAAAGCCAUGUCUUCCAUAUGUGAAAUCGGGGCGGAUCUUUUUAUAUUUCUUUAUGUUUGUAUAGACUGCUACAAAGACAUCUCUCCUGCACUUUCACAUUGUUUGAGUCUUUGUGUCAUGUGAGAUGUCCCCAGAGAUAUUUUCCUUCUUCUUUAACCCCUUGGUCAAUCUUCCAGCGCUUUAUCAUAAUUCCUGUCUGGUUUUCUUUAUUUAUUUUAGAUUUUAUUAUUUUAAUGGAGCUACAACAUUGAAAUGCAGAGAAGAAUUGCCCCCCUCCCUCCCAUUCUUCACAUAGGGAUGGUCAAUGGGGCCAAGUAAAUUAAUAGACCUGGGGCCUCUCUCUGACACCUGAGCCCUAGGCAGUUGCCUAUGGUCGCUUUAAGGUUAAUCCUGCUGGGUUUAAAUAUAUAAUGGAGUCUUCAUGUCAAUAAAAUCAAUACAAGUGCCAUUUUUGGCGGUCUGUUGAUUAAAAAACAGAUUUAAAUAACCCAGUGCAAUACAUGGCCGUCCGGACUUUGAAAUCCAGAUAUUUGUUCUAAUAAUGUAUCAAUGUCCAGGUAUUGAAACGUAGCCUGCAAGUUUGAGUGAAUGUAGGGAGAAUUUUCGCCUGUCAGUAUGCAACCGAAUGGCUGAUAUUGUGAACAAAACUAAGCUCACAAAGUUAUUACUGAUAUUAACAUAGAAACAUAGAAAGUGACGGCAGAUAAGAACCAUUCGGCCCAUCUAGUCUGCCAAAUUUUCUAAAUACUUUCAUUAGUCCCUAGUCUUAUCUUAUAGUUAGGAUAGCCUUAUGCCUAUCCCACACAUGCUUAAACUCCUUUACUGUGUUAACCUCUACCACUUCAGCUGGAAGGCUAUUCCAUGCAUCCACUACCCUCUCAGUAAAGUAAUAGAUGCAUAUAUAUAUAUAUGAUUAAAGAAUAUAGUAGGUCACCUUAGGGGGGGGGAAACCUAUGAAGAUUCUAUUUAAUAUGUAUUUCUGCUUAUUUUAAAGCUAUUAGUGAAAUCACCCUUUUGAAACACCAUCAUUUCUGCAUUGCAUCUAGGAAAAACUAAAAGGAUACUACAGUCAUAAAAACCACUUCAGCUUAAAGGACCACUAUAUUGCCAGGAAAACAAACUCGUUUUCCUGGCACUAUAGGGUUUUUGGGUACCCCCACCCUCAGGGUUCCCCUCCCGCCCGGGCUGAAGGGGGAGGAAGGGGUUAAACACUUACCUUUCUCCAGCACCAGGCUCUCUCGGCGCUGAGGACUCUCCUCCCUCCUCCGACAUCAUUCGCUGAAUGCGCAUGCGCGGCAAGAGCCGCAUGCGCAUUCAAUCAGUCCAUUGGAAAGCAUUACUCAAUGCUUUCCUAUGGACAGCAGUGUCUUCUCACUGUGAAAAUCACUAUGUUUACAGCUGCAGGGUUAACCCUAGAUGGACCUGGAACCCAGACCACUUUAUUGAGCCGGCUGGGGAGACCUAAUGCGCAUGCGCGGCAUUGCUAGACAGCCGCUAGAGGCACUUCUGCGCUUCUCACUGUGAAAAUCACAGUGAGAAGACACUGACGUCCAUACGAAAGCAUUGAGAAAUGCUUUCCUAUGGAUUGAUUGAAUGCGCGCGCGGCUCUUGCCGCGCAUGUGCAUUCAGCGCUGAAGUCAGAAGAGGGAGGAGAGUCACCAGCGCCGAUGAAGCCCGGUGCUGUAGAAAGGUAAGUUAUUAACCCCUUCAGCCCGGCGGGAGUGGGACCCUGAGGGUGGGGGGAUCUAUUAACACUAUAGUGCCAGGAAAACAAGUUUGUUUUCCUGGCACUAUAGUGGUCCUUUAACCUCUACCACUUCAGCUGGAAGACUAUUCCAUGCAUCCACUAACUUCUCAGUAAAGUAAUACUUCCUGAUAUUAUUUUUAAACCUUUGUCCCUCUAAUUUAAGACUAUGCCCUCUUGUUGUGGUAGUUUUUCUUCUUUUAAAUAUAGUCUCCUCCUUUACAGUGUGUAUUUCCUUUAUGUAUUUAAAUGUUUCUAUCAUAUCCCCCCUAUCUCGUCUUUCCUCCAAGCUAUACAUGUUAAGAUCCUUUAACCUUUCCUGGUAAGUUUUAUCCUGCAAUCCAUGAACCAGUUUAGCAGCCCUUCUCUGAACCCUCUCUAAGGUAUCAAUAUCCUUCUGGAGAUACGGUCUCCAGUACUGUGUACAAUACUCCAAGUGAGGUCUCAACAGUGUUCUGUACAAUGGCAUGAGCACUUCCCUCUUUCUACUGCUAAUACCUCUCCCUAUACAACCAAGCAUUCUGCUAGCAUUUCCUGCUGCUCUAUUACAUUGUCUGCCUACCUUUAAGUCAUCAGAAAUAAUCACCCCUAAAUCCCUUUCCUCACAUCUUGAGGUUAGAACUCUAUCAAAUAUUCUGUACUCUGCCCUUGGGUUUUUAUGUCCAAGAUGCAUUAUCUUGCACUUAUCCACAUUAAAUGUCAGCUGCCACAACUCUGCCUUUUUUUCUAGUUUACCCACAUCAUCACAGAGGAGGCUUGGCCUUCUCCAUUGAUGUCAAAUCCAAUACUCCUCAUAGACAAGCAUUGAGGACCUAGUGCGCGUGUGUGGCGAGUGCUGCAUGUACAUUGACACUUGAAUCAAUGUGAUGGGGCAGGGUUAAGAGAACAUGACCACUUCAUUACGAUGAAGUGGUCUGGGUGACUAUAGUGUCCCUUUAAUUUCUAAAUGACAGGGAAUUAAGCAGUUAGACCACAGCAACCUGAGCUAUGCACCCAAACUACUGUAUUUAAACUAAAGUUGUUUUGGUGCUUAUAGUGUUUAAAGGACCACUAUAGUGCCAGGAAAACAUACUUGUUUUCCUGGCACUAUAGUGUCCUGAGUGUGCCCCCACCCUCAGGGUCCCCCUCCCGCCCAGCUCUGGAAGGGGGAAAGGGGUAAAAACGUACCUUUUUCCAGCGCUGGGCGGGGAGCUCUCCUCCUAUCAAUGCUUUCCUAUGGACGCUGGCGUGCUCUCACUGUGAAAAUCACAGUGAGAAUCACGCAAGCGCCUCUAGCAGCUGUCAAUGAGACAGCCACUAGAGGCUUUGGGGGAAGGCUUAACCCAUUGAUAAACAUAGCAGUUUCUCUGAAACUGCUAUGUUUAUAAAAAAAAAAUGGGUUAACCCUAGCUGGACCUGGCACCCACACCACUUAAUUAAGCUGAAGUGGUCUGGGUGCCUAGAGUGGUCCUUUAAGUGGAAAGUUCACAAGAUGUUCACCAGUCUCCUUCAUGCUGGAGGCAGCAACACAAUAAUGAGAUGGAUACUUUCUUGUAAGGAAAAGCUGUGUACAUGUGUGAUGACCUGAACCUUCCUUGCCAAUGAAAGUCUCCAGCAGUGUAAAGUUUAACCCUUUCCACUCGGAUAAAAUUUCAGUGUCGUUCACCAAAUUUAUUCAUAGAAAUCACUUCGUGGGUGCGUUUUUUUUAUUUCCCAAGCCGCCUUUAUCCGAUAACAUUAUGUACCUCUGGGUGAGCCAUACGGUCGUCAAACUUGUAUGCUAUUCAUAUAUCCCACCACGUGGGAAAUACGAUCGGAAUGAGAAAAUUAAAAUGUCCCACCCUGUGAUAUAAUCUAAAAUACACAUAUUAAUCUAUACUUCACGUUUUAUAUAUAUAUUUUUUCUAUUUUAGAUCUGUUUGGCUGAUUACAGACUGAAAUAUUUCUUAUUGUGACUUUAUUGCGAGGUGUUCCUGUACAAUCACUUUGACUUACAAUGUGUAAAUUUAGCCAUAAUUUGUUCGACAACAUUCUUGGAGAAAAACAAGGCAUGUUAUGCUUCCUGUUACGAGCCCAGGGUUUACAGUAAUUGCUGUUGAGUACUUUGUGCACAGUGACAGGCACACGAUGUUGUGAGUCAUGUUUAUGUUUGAUACAAAAGAUUAUUUCUCACUUAUAGCCAGUGGACUGUACAGAUCAGUGAAAACAGAUCAGAGGUCCUGUUUUGCAUACCUCUCCCAUAUGUUUUAACUCAAAGUAAAAGAUGUAAGAUUGAGCCCAGGUCAGGUUGCUAUUAGGGUUAAAGCGACACUAUAGUCACCAGAACAACUACAACUUAAUUUAGUUGUUCUGGUGAGUAGAAUCAUUCCCUGAAGCCAUAUUCAUGCAAACACUGCCUUUACAGUGUGUCACGACAAGUGACCCCAACACAGAGAUAUAUCUAUCGCGAGACAAAUAAGGCAUUUGCCUUGGGCGGCAAUUUCCAGGGGGGGGAGGGGGGUUGGCCACCUUUGGGCUCCCCUGGGGUAGGCGGCCAGUUGUUUAGCGGGCGGCGAGGGGACACUUUUCCCUGAGCUCUCUCUCUGCUCAGGUCCCUUGCGCGACUUGCACUGAUGUGUGCUGGAAUAUGACGUCAGUCUGGCUUCCAGCAUCAUUCUGCGGCGGGCAAGGAAACUGAGCAGAGAGAUCACAGCUCCCUCGCUGAAAACGUAGAGCGCUCGUCCGCCUGCACGUCAGGCCGCCUUCCUGCUCAGCAGCCCCACUGCACUAGGGUAGCACCAUUUCAAAAUACACCACAGCUCCAAAACGCAGAAUAGUCUAGGUAUGGCCAACGUCAAGGAAAACCAGAGAUCAGGAUAAUGAAAAGGAGUAGCCGAGUCAGGAAACCAGAAAACAGGAAAAACGAGCCGAGUCAGGAUACUAGAAAGCAGAAUGGUCAGUAUAACACAAACUAAGUCAAAUACCAGAACACACCGACCAAAAUCAGUAUAGCACUAGAGGGAACAACCAGUUUUGUGGUUUUUGUGGGUUUUUUUUCAUUUACCCUUUUGUUAAAUGAAAAUCUCCAAAACGUCAGGGAGCGUAGGAAAUGCGCCGCGUCAUAUAAGGGGGCGUGCGUGGAGCAUCCGGCAUCAGACAUUCGGUCGCAGGGAGGAGUUGGCAGUUGGAGCUUCAACUCUCAGGUCAGCGUGAUUAAGGUAAUUUAUCAUGACACAGUGUUUACAUUGCCCCCUAGGGAUACCUCCACUGGCCAUUCCUCCGAUGGCUGCUAGAGGUGCCUCCUGGGGCAGUGCUGCACAGUGUCUCCACGCUCUGCAUGGAUACGCUGAAUUUUUCUCAUAGAAAUGCAUUGAUUCAAUGCGUCACUGAGGAGCUGCUGAUUGACCAAACCGGUGUUUGGGCCCACCCCUGUCCCACCACCUUGCCAAUUUCAGCCAAUCAGCUUUCCCUAUAAAAUUAAAACCUUUUUAAAGGGGUUGAGGAGGGGCAAGCCACAUAAAUGAUGGUUUUAACACCAUUGGGUCAGGAAUACAUGUUUGUGUAUUUAAUGCAGUGACACAUUAAGAUGAGCAUACAAAUGGCUUUAUUAUAAUAUUUUGUAAUAAUUAUAAAGUGUUCUCGCCUAUCAAUAUAAAACAAUACAUGUUUUAUAUACAGUAACCCAUUCCCUAUCCGAUGUAGGGAAUUUCUGUUAUCUCCAGUGUAAAAAUGAACUUGAAGUUUGAUAAUACAGUGAGUAAGGUAAUUAGCUGCAACAUUCGGCCAAACAUACCUGGAUUGCAGGUGUCAUGAAAAGAAAACCACAGUUUGCUGUGGUCACUUGUGGUUUUGGUUUGAUAAACAGCUUACAUGACAAAGUGGCAGAAAAUAUUAACCCCUAAUGAAUCUGGCGCUCAAAAGGGGAUCAAAAGAGGGGUACCAAUUUUGCACCAGUGGAUCUACUGCCAAUUACAUGUUCCCUUUUUCUAUCCAUUUUCUUUUCGUCUGGACAUACUUGUGCACAUGCGGUGUAACUUCACCAUUCUAUAUCUGCAGAGAUAAUGACAAAUUUAGAGGGCCUGGAAUUAGAGAAAUGAAACAGCAUUUUUUUUUAUUUUCCUCUUGAAACCUCAACUUUGUUGCAUUUCUUGUAGUUUCCUAAACACAUGAACUAUUUUACAGAUCUGGUGCUGUAUAAAGGUUAUAUACUGUACGAGGACCUUUGUCGUAGAUGCACAAACAUCCACAAUACAAACAACACAUUCUCUGUCCUGAUAGCAUUUUCUAAGUUUCCACAAAAAGCCCCAAUAUUGAAUGGAUGUUCUAUAGGUUGACUUACUGUAUACGUAUGUUACUCAGGAGUCGAUUGACACACAAAUUGAUAUGGUCUUUGGAGUCUUUACUAUUCAAUUAUCCUUGAUGGGAUUGAUCCAGGAUAAUUUAUUUUGUUUUAUCCUUCUUUCACUUGAUUGAAAGAAGAUUGACGGAGCCACGUUGAGGGUGACCCCUGCCAGAAGACUAUAAAAAAGGAGCAAGCCUCACUCCAAUGCACACCCAAUAUUGGUUAUCAAACAGGAACCAGCCAGCACCUCACCUACCUCCCUACAGUUAGACCCGACAACCAUCAUGACCUGGCGACACCCUCCAUUCAAAAUCAUUGGCGUUGUAAGCGCCCCCACCUGGGAGCCUUUUCUUCUCAAAAGGUGCUGGUGUCGACCUAACGCACCACUUUUAAUCCAAUGUUAUCAAUGCAAAAAGUCAACUUGUUCUUCUCUGUCUCUUUACAGACAACUGCUAUGCCAACUGUACUACGCUUGCUGUAUGUAUUUAUGUCCCUUUAGUUUGUUUAAUGUUCUUGAAAACGAUCUUUAUAAAUGCUACAUAAAAUAUCAAAAUAAAGAAAUUUGAAGAAGAAAAAAAAGGAGCCAGCCCUAUAAAAUGACAGAGCAACUCAUGUCGAAACAAAGGUCCCCACACUGCCUUCUUGGAAUAAGAUUCCAAAGCACUGCUCGCCAGCCUGUAAUCUCAUCCAGCGCAUGUUAGUAGGUGGGAAAUUCAGCAAUGCUCAGCAUGAUGUAGCCGCUGGACUAAUAAAGAAGCUGUUAGAUACUCAAAUAAAGCCCUGGAUGGUAUCAUGAUAUUCUAGACUGCAGUCAGUUAUGGGUAGAUUCUGGAGACCACCACUCAUUGUAUCUGAGAUCCUGCAGCCACAAUCCUUUUUGGUUCAUCUUCCAGCCCAACCAUCCAGUGUCCUCCCAUUGCUCAGGGUUUUCAUUUCCUGUAUGUGACUUUUGGCAAGUUACUGUCCUUUCCAUAAAGAAGGGGACACCUGGCGUGAAAAGUGUGCGCACCUUGGUUAUUGUAAUCCUGUGUUUGUAGUAGUAAAAAAAAAUAAUCUUAUAAACUUUAACAGAGUUAUAGCCUAGCAGAGUACAGCAUGAUAAACCUCAUCAAAUUAGUAAUGCGUGUUGUGUUAUUUUCAGAAGUAAAUGCCAAAAGUCCCUUUUACUACUCUAUAUCAGUUAUUUACAAAACCACGACCUUUGGGAAAUUACCAAGGAAUGUUAAGGAUAAAAUAUCUGCACAUAGAUGAAUUGGAGUUUUUUUUUUUUUUUCUAGUUGGGUUAUUUUAGUCUUAAAAAUCCCCCACGAUUAAAUAACCUUAUAUGUGUUCUCAUUGAUAAUGAGUAAUUGGUAAUCUUCUCAGCAUGAAACUGUACCCACAAUAUUCAUAUACUGAAAUUACAAUUAUUUAAAUAGCCCCAACGUAUUCCGCAGUGCUGUACAAUAGGUUAAAGACAAACAAUUAAUUCUAAUUGGGCUGUCGCUGAAAAGCCAUUCUAUACGUUACACAAAGUGAACCAUUAUCCAAAGCACUGUUUGUUUUUAUCUUGUAAUUUGGUGGGUGAUGUUCUAACGUUCUUGUCUAUGCUCAUGUGAAUUUGGGCUGUGUUUCCUGUCAUAAUGAAAGAGGAAGUUGUGCUGUAAAUGAUAUACCCGUGACACUUGCAGUUAUGACGACGUUGCAACUUUCCUUACUCUCGGUUUGAAAGAACCUGCACAAAGCUACAGUUUGUGUCCCUUCUUGACGUGGUUCUGUGCCGGGUAGAGCUAUAGAUUGUAUUGAAUGUUCCAGGAAUUCUUGAUUCAAAAAAUGUCCGUUCCCCCUUCCAGUGUUGUGCAAGCAGUUUCCUUAUAGCCAUGAGCACUUAUCAGAUUGCAAGCCUGUGUGUUGGUGGCCGUCCCAUCGUGUUAGCAGAUCUCUAAUAGAGACUUUAAAGGUGUAAACUAGCAACCAGGAUUAAAAAUAACCUUGCACCAUAAACAUGCAAGCAUAGCUCCUGAAUGAAACUAGUUAUAAGUGCAGAACUAAUCUCCAUCACUUCAAGGUCCCAGCAUAACCUUCAUCUGUGCCACCAACAAUGGCAAUGAAAAUUAUUUUUAAACUGUCACCCCCCUGAAAAUUUCGUAUUUCAUAAUGAAAUACUCAUUAUGUCAGUGUUGGAAUUUCACUGAAGUAGGGACUACUUUGUCUGUGUAUUUCUCCUCCACCUGACUUUCUUAGACUCGGGGCAGAUUCUAAGUGUUAAUCCCGACACCAGUGUCGGCUUCAGGGAGUUGGCUGUGUCUAUGGAGGGUCUCAGGGGAUGCAUGUGCGACAGUACAGCAGUGAUGCUCCUGUUGCUUCAGCACCAGGGCCAGAUUAAGAGCCCAGUGGGCCUGGUGCCGACAAUUAUGAUGGGGCCUAAUUACAGAAUCUUAUCGACCAAAAACAGUCAUACCUCCCAAGCGUCAUGUAUCUAAUGGACAUGGUGUUGGAGGAAAACUCAAAGGAUACUCUAUGCUAAUCUCGUUAUCUAAUUUAUGCUUUCAUCUUUCAAGUAAAUCCAUACCUCCUUACAGCAGUGUCCAGUGAAGCAGGAAGUCAAUGGGUGGGGUAAAAGGGUGGGCCACUGACACUAAUCAGACCAGAACUGCCAAAAGGGGCGAACAUGCCCAAAAUGGGGGCAUGUCUGUCCAAAGAAUUGGAAGGCCAGCCUGGCAUCAGUGUCCCUAUGUAUCACAGUGUCAGUGUCCCCGUUUCACCCAGUCCCUAGUCUCCCAGUGUCUGUGUCCUCAUUUCUCCCUGAGUCCCCAUGUCUCAGUGUUUGCAGUGUCACUAGGAUACUAGGGGGCACUGCUACACCAGGGGGACACUGAUACACUUGAGGACACUGGGAGACAUGGGGGCACUUGUGGAUACAGACAUGGAGACACUGUGAGACAUGGGGACACAGACACUAGGGACACAGAGACAUGGGGACACAGACACUGGGAGACAUGGGGACACUGAGACACUAGGGAAACUGGCUGUGAGGCAUGGGGACACUGAGACACUAGGGACACUGGCUGGGAGAAAUGUGGACACCGAGACACUAGGGACACUGGCUGGGAGACAUGUGGGCACUGGGAGACAGAUAUUUGGGGACACUGGGAGACAUGGGGACACUGAGACACUAGGGACACUGAGAGACAUGGAGACACAGACACUGGGAGUCUAGGGGACACUGGGAGCAAUGGGGACACUGGGGACACUGGCUGGGAGACAUGGAGACACUGUGUCUCACAGAAUCCCCAUGUUUCUCAGCGUCCCCUAGUGUCUGUGUCCCCAUGUUUCCCUGCUGCCUUUCCCCCCCAUCCCUCACUUCCCUGAGCUGUAGUCUGUCUCUGCAGACUGGGAGCUGCUGUCUGAACUCUCUGUGCUGUGUAGCUGCUCUCCCCUGGAUCAGUGAGUAGAGAGAAGCAGGAAGGGAUAUGCUCUAACUUCCUAUCCCUGCCUCUCUCCACACACAGUGACCCCUACUGGCCGGUGCUGGUAUUGCAGAGUAAUCUCCGUUUAUACUGAGAAAAAUAUCUGCAUUUGUAUUGCCGGUAUUACUGCAAUGCCGGCACGGCUAGGCACCCACAAAUACCGGCUGUGCUGGUAAAAUACCAGUCAGGUGGCAAACCCAAGAGUAGUGUGUAAAAAAAAAAUGUAAAAAAAAUUUUGUAUUUUUUUUUUUUUUUAAAUGGGCCUAUUCCAUGGGCCUGGGCCUGGGCCUGGAGCUGCAGCUCCAUCAGCCCCUAUGUUAAUCUGGCCCUGUUCAGCACCAUAAGUUGAAUAGGAGCAAUGCAAGGAAGAUGGCAGCGAUUGAGAAAGGGACAGGUUCAGGUAACCUUACUCUUACUCUUUUCGUGCAAAGCCUCUUUCUUUAGUUUCCAUAUCACAGGUUGUUUUGUCAACACCAUAAGCGAUCACACUCAUUCCCACAGUAAUUAUUUUAUUUUGAUUUUGAAAUCCACCACUUCAGUAUCUGCAACCACAAAAUCAUUCCCCUUCCUCUUUGCUGGAGGGUGUAAUACUUGUUGAUUAGCAGAUAAUACUUGGUACCAAAACCACAACCUUACAGAUAUUUCACACAAACAAAAGACAGUGUGUGUUCAAUAUUGUAACUAUUGUACUGGCUGAUAAAUGCAAGUACAUAAUCUCUGUAGAAUGGUGAUCUAAGAUUUUAUUCUUUGAUGAGAAUUUGAUUAAUAUCCAAAUCAUCCACCUUGGUCUUCUUCCAGUACAAAAUUGGUAUAAUUAAUAACACACAACGUGGAAAUAGUCUCUUUACAGAGCAGCUCUCUCACACAAUGCUAGGAACUAAGGCUGGGGUAAAGUGUCAUGUGAUCUUGUGUUUAAAGGUACAUGGAUGAAUUACAGAUAAUUUCAGGGCAUAUGCAAUCACCUUAUCAGUACUCAGAAUUUGGGCAGCUCUGAUUGGCUACCACGCUGGGGAGCAUGUCAUCUUACGUUUAGUGUGGUGACCUGUACCUUUUAUGGUCAGGCACAGGGCUCGUAAAGCAAAUUACGUCAUUGUCUCUCGAACCCAUCCUCCUCCUUCCACAAUCACAGUCCUAAUAAACCUAUCCAGUAACAGAUUGCAUUUCGGGGGUAAAAAAAUAUUUAUUUAUGUUAUCUGUACAUCUAAGUUUAUUUUAUUAGCAGGAAAUUCUCAUAUCAUGCGUAUUUUUUGUUUAUUUCCAGCGUUGUAGUCCUUUUAAAUAAACGAUGAUUAAAAAGGUGGAAUUGAGAGUUAGUUUGCGUUUAUGUAUCAUAUACAUGAACUGUUUAAAUGGAGCGUUUAUACGGAGUACUUUUCAUUUCACAUGGCAUAUUGACUCCGACAAUGUGAAAGACAUAACAUGACAAAAAAGUAUUUGUGUAAAAGUUUAAAUUGAUUCUACUGAUGUCUGCCAUCCUUAUGUAACUCUUAAACAGCCUUAGAUCGUGACAUUGAAAAUUAAGUCUUGCCUGGGCAUGGUUUCAAAGCAAUUAAAAAGAACAUUCUUUUUGGAGAUAUAAAACAUUGUCUAUCAGCCAUCCAAGGACAGAAAUGCUAAACGUAAUUAUUCUGUUGAGAAUCUCACGUGAGGCCAUUUAAAACCAUGUUUACAUGUUUAAGGAACAUGUCCUAUCAUAAGUGGUGGUUUUGGUUAAACUGUUAUCUCCUGCAGUGGCCAGUUCAUCCUUUUGGAAGUGUGGAAGCUUGUUAAUCUGGAUUUUUUGAACCAUAAGGUCUGUUCUGUUUAUUGAGGGGUGCUGACAUUGUAGCUGAUGGAUAAUAAAGACUUUGUUUAGAAUUUGGUUUGGAAGACGAUUGUUAAUCCAAUCUUCUUCUUGAAACUGAAUCCCGAACCUGUCAGUGUUGUCCAGGAGAAAAGAAUCUCACUGACUCCACCCUUGGUUUAUCAUCAUCCUGAAGCGUAUUCAUAUUCAGGUCUAAAAUCUGAUACUACUUCUAUUUUUCCUGGAUAAGCGCAAGAUGAUCUAAAACCAUCAUGAUCAAUACUUGUUGCUAAAAUAACUUUGAUCAGAGUGGGAAGGUAUAUGAUUUGCUACAUACAAAUAGGUAGGGGAACAUAGAAAAAUAUAUCUGGAUGAUAUCUCCUAUCAUCUAGAAGGAUUUGGUUGGGAUAUAAUCCCAGGGGCUACCUCAGCAUAUUACAAAGUAUAUUUAAGCCAAACAUGACUUAAUAUCUGAGAUUAGUAGAAGACAUUUGCAGUUGUCUCUGCUAAUUCAGUCCCACACCCCUUACUGAUAUACCAGGAGAGGCGAUGACUAUGGAGACAAGCAGUGCAGGGUUGUCUCCCCAGCUCAAGUCCUGUUGGACUUGAUGGCAAAGUAAAAUGGACUGAAUUAAGGAAAAUAACUCACACCAAACUCAGAAUGGAAGAUUGUAUCCAAGAUUAAUGGAACCCUAGAUUUUAUUAUAAAAAAAAAAUACACAACACCGAAGCAUGUAUCUGGGUAUAUAAUAUUAUCUCAUGGUUUAAGGCUGUGGAGACAUUUCCAUAAUACAUGCUGCAAUAUUAUGUAUUAGAAGAAACAAAUAGUGCAUCAGUCUCGCUCUUUGAUAUGACCUUCGAGUAAAGGGGGUGCUUUUCUGGUUUUGGCAAGGCUAGAAGAAUUGUGCUUCUAGAACCUCCUGCUGAUAAAACCUGUGAGGCUGAACGUGUUGCGCUGUGGAAGAUUUACCCAUUAAAACUGGUAACUGAUUUUUGAUGGGUUUUGGCAUCUUUUUUAAAGAGCAAAACAACAAAUUUUUGUACUUGCUACAAGUGCUAAUGAUUUAUGCAAAGCAAACUCUGAAGGCAGGUGUCCAAACAUAUUUUGCACAUAUAGCCAUGCAUUUGACUUUAUUUGUAUAUUCCUGGUACCCUCACUAUUCUAAACAUUAGUAGUUACGUGAAUUCCAAAAUUAAAAAUAAUAGCUUCCUGAGUCACUCCCAAUUAGGAUAAAUGAUAAAAUGAGCUUCUGCCGUGGACUUGACAGUUGGCAAAAACAGAAGGCGUUUUUCAUAUUUUGACCUUCACAGUGGGCGCUACUGCAUCUGUCGCAUUACGGUUAGUGUCCUCGUGUGAAUGAUGGCUAACUUAAGCAAAAUCUGUCAUUUUCACCUGUUAUUUCAUUCAUGUUCUUUUUAUUUAUUUAUUUUUACUUUUUUUUUUUUUGCACUUUAAACUAGAAAUAAAAUGUGAAUAUUUCUUUCCUGAACUUGCACAGCCUGUCACAGCACGCCAAGGAAGGUUUUUAUUUAGCCAUAGCCUUGCGUGCGGCUCAGAAUUCUCUUUAUAGAUGCGAUCUGAUAUUUGUUCUUCGUCGAUUCAGUCACUUUCUAUAAAUAAUGUUUUGUAGGAGAUAUAAAACCAGGCCAAACAAAGAAUAAAGCAUGCCAACCAGCCCCCGACGUACAUGGUCUGUUUAAUACAAUGCCAGAUAACGUUGUUUGUUGGGAAUCUGUAAAUCUUUCAUAUCGAAAUAAUAAUUAACCAUACUUCAGGUGCUGUAGAACAGCAAGGAUUCAUAUUACAGGCUCUGCUUGUGGCUUGUGUUUACACACGGCACUUCAUUUGCCAAAUCACUCUGCCACGCCAUCGAACUGGAUGAUAAAUGCUAAAACUAGCAAGGUGAAAGGGUUCUCUACAGUUUGACCAUAACAGGUAGGGGAACCUGUGCUUAACAGCUGGUUUACUAUGACUAACAACAACUGUAGCCAAUCUGAUAGUCCGGACGUAGCAACAUUUGUACUGCCAGCUAAUAGUCCAAAACUCCCACUAACCUCAACCAACCUAAAGAUUAAUGCUGGGUAAUGUGGCUUCUUUUUAUUUUCACAAAUCUCAGUCAUGUCCAAACGUGGGGCAGUGCUGGCUAGCUCUGGCAAACCUGAUGUAUGUGAACGGCUUGCUUAGCCUUAUGGGAUAGGUAGCUCACAAAUGUACUGGGGAUCCUAGAGAUGGCUGUCGGUGCUCUAGUGGGCAAUGAUCCAACGGUUUUGUUUUAUACGGGGUUAUACUCUCCCGUGUGAAUUAUCGUGAAUUCAAAAUCUAUUUCAAACUGUAGGCCAGAAUAGCAGAAUUUGAAAAGUUAUCAACAGUCAGCUGUGUUUUCCGUUACAAAUUUUGAGAUUUUAUAUUCACAUUUCUUUCUUUCUUUUUUUUUUUUUUAUUUAGGUUGUGCAUAGUUGUGCAUUUAGGUUGUGAGUUAACAAGCAGAUGUGCACUGCCACAAUAGCUAGUGCAAUCAUAGCAAUAAACAUUAGUGAUCAACAGUGUGGCUGUAGAUACAAUGCACGUUUAUUUAUAUAUAUAUAUAUAUAUAUAUAUAUAUAUAUAUAUAUAUAUAUAUAUAUAUAUAUAUAUAUAUAUAUAUAGUUAGUAAGUUAGAAAUACAGGUCUAGACUGUGCUUAUCAUACAUUUGUACGUAAGGUUUUGCAAUCUAGACUGAUAUUAGGUUAAAGCAAAAAUGCUAAUAGUUAUACAUGCUUGAAUGUGAGCUAUACAACGUGUGGGUGCAAAUAGUGUUUAGUCGAAUAACAUCUAUUGAUGCCCCCCCUACGAUCCCCUGGAUGAUCAUAAAUGAAAUAAUAAGUUCACUAGAGCAUACAUAAAUCUUAUGAGAGUGUUCAUCUGAAGCAUAGUAAGGUGGGAGAUAUAGGGCACUUUGCCUGGUAUUAAGUCCCAGUCCUGGUUCAGCCGAUGCUGUGUGUAUUCCCUCCGCUCUGUUCGUUGCAACUUGCUCCGUCUCCAGGGUAUGGGGAAGCGUGGAGCCCCUGUGCCGCGAGGCGGUGUGCUUGUCUGAGGAUAUUUCCUUAUAUUUAUUAAAGGAUCACUAUAGUGUCAGGGAAACAAAGCGGUUUUGCUGACACUAUAGUGCCCUAAAGGGUGCCCCCACCCUCAGGAUCCCCCUCCCGUGGCGCUGAAGGGGUUCAAACCCCUUCAGCAGCUUACGUUAUUCCAGCGCCAGGCUCCCUCGCCGCUAGUGACCUCUCCUCCCCGUCCAACGUCAGCGGAGCCGAAUGCGCAUGUGCGGCAAGUGCUGGGCGCGCAUUCAAAGUGUCCAUAGGAAAGCAUUUCUCAAUGCUUUCCUAUGGACGCACUGCGCGAUGGAGGCAUAAUAUGCCUCCAGCGUCGCAGAUGCGCCUCUAAUGGCUGUCCGGAAGACAGCCACUAGAGACUGGAUUAACCCCAAAUGUAAACAUAGCAGUUUUAUUCCAGAAGUUUGGUCCUUAAGGGGGUUAAAGGAACACUAUAGGGUCAGGAACACUAACAAGUAUUUAUGCCCCUGUAGUGCAAAAUCCACCAUUUAGCACAGCCUGAGGGGAGAACAUUUGUUGUCGGGCACUAACAUGCUGGUGCUGGUGUCAGAAACUAAUUUUGCACAGAAUUGUCAUUAACCAGCCCAAAACAUUGAUCCGUGUUGCCUUACGAUGAUGUAAGUGGUGGAGGUACACCUCCAACCGCAAAGGGGUUCAUCUCUGUAUGUGCCGAAUUUCAAAGCAAAACACUGCAUAUGCAGACUCCAGACACCAUGACCUCUUCAAAUCACUGAAGUGGUUGUGGUGCUUGAAGUAACCCUUUAAUGUAGAUUAGUAACACUAUCCUCCGAAAGUAGAAAGACCUUGUUAUUUUAUAUAUGUUAUUGUGGGAUAUGGGGCAGUCCCCUUGCAAACACUGCAGUGAUAUUAUGUGAAAUAUACAGUCUAUGCCCACAUUGUUAGAGAUAUCUUUGUAUAUUGGGUGUGACCCAUUUCUGCCUUAAAUUAGAAUUCUUUAUGGCAUGAAUUUAGCAAUGUGCUGGAAUCCCGUGGUUAGUUCAAAUGUUGUUUAUUAGCUGUCAUUGUAUUCUGUAAAUAGCUAAGCAUUCGUUCACCCAGUUUUUGUUUUAUUUAAUUUUUUUUUCUUCUUCUCAGAUCGGGCCCAGUUGCCCAGAAAUAUGAUUGAAAAUAGCAUGUUCGAAGAAGAGCCUGAUGUGGUUGAUUUGGCCAAGGAACCCAGCAUAAAUCCCUUAGAAUCAGAGGAAGCUGAAUAUGAACCGAGAAGCUCGCGAUUACUGGUUCGUGGUUUGGGGGAACAUGAUUUGGAUGAAGACGAAGAGGAUUACGAAUCCUCAGCAAAACUGUUGGGCAUGUCAUUCAUGAAUAGGAGUUCAGGACUCCGAAACAAUGGUUCAAACUUCAGACAAGUUCAAGAUGGAUUAUGUCCAGUGCCUUCUGUAAGGACUGUUAUUGUGUGCGUGGUAAUCGUUAUAAUUGCAAUUGCUGUAGUUACAGUGGUUUACUUGCUACCCAAGUGUACUUUUACCAAAGAAGGCUGCCAUGCAAAAACCCAUCCAAUGGAACUUGUCUAUCCUAUCGCCACUAACGGAAAAAUGUUCCCAUGGGCGAAAAGUAGACUGCCGCAUUCUGUCCAGCCAAUACAAUACGACAUUAGUUUGCACCUAAACCUGUCAAACUUGGCAUUUACUGGCACUGUUCACAUAAAGCUAAACAUCGUUGAAAACACCAAGAAUAUUAUACUCCAUAGUUCUGGUCUUCAGAUCACAAAGACAAGCGUAACUUUAGCUGGGAAAUCGUUGGAAAAAGUUGAGGUUCUGGAAUAUCUGAAGGCUGAACAGAUCGCUAUUGUUUUGCCUGAAAUUGUUACAAAAGGGAAAGAGUGCGUUCUUGCUAUGGAAUAUAUUUCCAAUUUUUCCAAUACUUACUAUGGCCUUUACAAAGUUUCUUACAAAGAAGACAAGGACGCAAGGUAAGCCAUUUUCCAUAUUCUUGCAGUAUGUGCUCUUGGUGGUGCAUGCCUCUGCUUCUACUCUCUGUUUGUAGGAGAAUACUGUAAGCUACUGUGCAGAUCUAAGACGAGCCAUGCAGGGUCAUGCUUAUUGGUUGAGAGUGUCCACUAAAGGCUCUCGUCAAAUGAGCUCAGUCUUGUCAGCAGUGCUUUGCUCUAUAUAGACAUUGGCAUCUCCUGCAGAAGACCAGUUGCCCAGGGAACUGGGUAAGUUGUCAAACCAUAUAAAAAAAAAAUGUGUGCUGUAGUAGGUAUGGUGCUUGAAGUGUUCUUUAGGAGCAGAAAAACUACAGGCAUACCUUCUCCGUCAUUGAUUGAUUAUUCACUUUAAAGAAACACAUUAGUGUUAGGAAUGAAAAUGUGUGUUCCUAACACUAUUAUUCCUUGGUGGCCGUUUAAAAAAAAAAAAAAAAAAAAACUGUAAACAAACGGCAAAAUAAUCAAAAGAAAAUUUUAAAAAGUAUAUAAAUAAAAUCAAUAUAUAAAAAUUAAGUCUUAAAAUAGAUAUAUAUUUUUCUUAAUAUUCAAUUUUUUUUAAAAAAAAUAAACAAAUAUUAAAUCAUUUGAAAAGCUAAUUCAGAAAUAUUAAAUAAAGACCAGUGUAGUCAAAUAAUUUAUAGGCAUUCCGACAGCGUCAAUUAUAGCAUCAUGUAUAACCACCAUGUAUAUGAAUAGGUAAGACAAGAAGCAGAGCGUGUACAGGGAAGAGAUGAAUUUUUGAGGUCUGUCUGUAGAUAGAUUGGUUAUUUUAACUUUUUUUGUAGUUUAAGUUAUUUUUAUUUUUUACAUAUAUUAUUUUAAAAUACUGCUUGUUGUUAUGAUUGGCAUACAAUGUAUAAUGUAUAUGCUGCUUUUAUUCCAAAGGAUGCUAGAGAAGAUUAAGGACAUGUUUUUUUUUUUUGUUGUUUUUUUUUAGACUUAACUGAAAUUGUCAAAUGAUUAAUAAAUAUUAUUAAAAAUACUUCAUUUAAAAAAAAAAAAGAAUUCACACCACCUGUUUGCAGUACAAUAUGCAUUUCCAACUACUUUUUACUUACAAUCUGUUGCAUACAUCUUCGCAACGAUAAAGAAAAUUUGCUCCAAGUUAACCACUGCCAACCAUAACCUGCAGAUGUCUUGAUGGUUUUUUUUUUCUCUUUAUUGCUUUUAUCUUUAUUCUUCUUUUUAUUUAUUUUUUUUCCUUGUGUGUUUUACAGACUUUCUAUGUUGGUUUAUAUAUUUGCUUCUAGAUAAGAAUUAGGUACUUUUUUUAAUUUAUUUUUUUAAAUCUGUUUUUAUCAUCUGCUUUGUACUUGGUGUUUCAUAGAUGCCAAGUUAUUAAAAGGACACUGUAGGCACCCAGACCAUUUACGCUAAUUUAAGUGGUCUGGGUGCUGUGUCCACAUUGCAGCACUAAGUCUGCCUCCAAUGACUUUCUCCUAGACAGCAACUGGAGGCGCUUCCUGAAUCCUAAUGGACUAUUGGUCCGGUAACUGAUGCUGGAUAUCCUCAGGCACUGCAUGAGGACAUCCAGCAUCAGAUUUUUUCCAAUCAGAAAGCGCGCGAUGUCGGAGGAGGCAGAGCCACAACCUAGCGCCUAGGGUCAUCGGCACUGUGGUAAGGUAAGUAUAUGAAUGGUUUUUAACCUUUUAUUCACCGACUGGCGGGGUACGGGGAGGCAAAUGGAGCUAUAGUGCCAGGCAUACAGUUUUGUAUUCCUGGCACUUAUAGUAUACCUAUAACACAAGCUGUCACUGGACAUCAAGACAGUCACUAAGGUUAUUUGUUUUAAAGGUACCUGUUGAUCUCCAGUCCAAAUGCAGUAGUCAGAUUCAAUUAACAAAUUCAGUACUAAAAUAUACACUUGUAAUGGCUACACUUUAUUUUCUCCGAUGUUCUAUUAAUACAGUCUGCAGGCCUCCGGGAUUGGGAACUGAGGAAAGGGACACUAGAGUCACCAAAACAUCUUUAGCUUAAUGAAGCAGUUUUGGUGUAUAGAUCAUGCCCUGCAGUUUUCACGGUCUCUGCCAUUGAAGAGUUUAAUUACUUUGUUUAUGCAGCCCUAGUCACACCUCCCUGCAUGCAACUUACACAACCUUCCUAAACACUUCCUGUAAAGAGUGAUCUAAUGUUUACACUUCCUUUAUUGCACAUUCUGUUUAAUUUAACAUUUCUUCUCUCCUGCUCUGUUAAUAACUUACUAGACACUGCAGGAUCCUCAUGUGUGUUUACAGUUCUAUUUACAGAGCAGGAAAUAAAAACGUUUAAAGUAAGUUAACAUCUGAUUGAAAAUUAAACCAGUUUUUUUUUUUUUUUUCAUGCAGGCUGUGUGAGUCACCGACAGGGGAGGUGUGGCUAGGGCUGCAUAAACAGAAACAAAAAUGUUUUAACUCCUAAAUGGUAGUGGAUUGAGCAGUGAGACUGAAGAGGCAUGAUCUAUACAAAAAAACUGAUUCAUUAAGCUAAAGUUAUUUUGGUGACUUUAGUGUCCCCUUAAGUUGUAAUGUUGUAAACUUCAGUGGUUGUGUGUCCAUAAAGGUUAGUUAUUGUACGUCUCUGAAUAGGAGUUAGAAGGAUACAAAACACCACUAGCCCCACUCGUUUUAUCAUUUCAGUACUGGAUCAGUGCAGUAAAUGCAUUGCUGGCAGAGUGGCACAAUUCUGGCAAAGACAGCAUAAUAAAAUAUUACCUAAUGCUUUGUGAAUUGAAAUUAAGGUUAUAGAUUGUUUAAUCUUACAAAGUAAACAGGGCAGUGAUGAGCCCGAUUCUGUUAAAGUGAGUUUAUCCUUAUAGAGAGAGCUCUCUGACCAAACCAAGAACAAUAAGUUGAGGGAAGUGUAAUAAACUUGAGUAAAUUAGGGAGGGGUAGGCGUCAUCCGUUGAUAAAGGUUUGCCUUGUAAUUCUCAACCUCUAGGGAAUACAAUGAUUUUUUUGAACCCAUUGUGUUCCAAGAUUGCAAAUGCCCAAAUGGUUUUACAGUGAGUGAAAAGUGUGUGCAAUCUUACACACUCACUCACUGUAGAUUACCGUUUGUAUUUGUCUGUGUGUAUAUUGUAAUGUCUCUUCCCCAGUUGUACAUACCUACUGAAUAUGUUGGUGCUUUAUAAUUGCGAGGAAUAAUAAUAUAUAAUCACUCAAACAUUAAUGUUAACAAACUGUUUUUAAAGAGUGGUUCACAUACAGCAUUGCUGGGACCUGUUAUGUCAAUGUAUGUUUUUCUGUCCGUAGCUGGCUUGCCGCGACGCAGUUUGAACCCCUUGCAGCAAGAAAAGUGUUUCCUUGUUUUGAUGAACCAGCAUUUAAAUCUGCAUUCCAGAUCCGGAUCAGAAGAAGUGAAGAACACAUUUCUCUUUCAAACAUGCCGAAGGUAAUCCAAUAAUCUUACUCUGCUGUUUUAUCUUUGCCAGCGCUUGCGUUAUCUGGAAAUUCUUUACUCUGAGGCUGAACAGAACACUUCACAAGAACACAAACUUGACUUGGCACCUUUUUGUUAGGAAUUCUAAUUGGGCCACAUUCUAACUGAGGAUAACCAGUGCCGUGUAACAGAAGUUGUAAGGCUAUGAUGACUUUAAAGUGACUCUGUCAUAAGUUCUGGUUUCCUUGUCCCUCGUGUAAUUUAGUGAUUGUAACCACCUCCCUCCCUGCCUUGAUUUAUAAUCUUUCAUCCUUCGGAAGCAAUACCACCAUUGCAUUCCAUUGUAUUCCAUAUGGUAAUCAUGGGAGAAAAAUGCUGGUCCAGUCACCUGUUCACUCCGGCCUAUAAUUGCCAUCUAGAGUGAACAGGCGGUAUUGCAUUAUCCAUGCAGUUAAAGAGUAGGGCAAGCAGCAGGUAACUUUCAACACAUUUUCUGUGAACGUAUGUGGGGAAGUGACAGAAACUUUCAUAUAUCUUCUUAAUAAAGCUGGAGAAGUAAGAUUUUUGGAGUAAGAGACAGGAUUUGAAGAAGGAUAGCAGGUAGUCACUCACCAACUUUGGCACCCUGUCGUCAAUUUUGCCAUAGUCUUCUAUCUAGGCGCUAUAUCAUUGUCACUUGGUCUCGCUUGCAUCAUUCCCAUCUUGAUCACUCUUAAAAUGUUGCAACCCGUGACCUUGGCACCUUUAAUGCAUUUUGAGAUUACCGCUCUCUUAACGCACUGCACUUGUGCAUAUUGACGCAGUUUGGGACUAGUUGAUCUUCUGUCUUGUUAGGUCAAUCCACUUUUGUGGUUUCUUGCCCGCUUGUUUCUGAUUGUGAUUUCUGAUUUUGUGACCUGGUUUGUUAUUUGGUUCCUGAUAUCUGACCUGGUUUGUUAUUUGGUUCCUGAAAUCUGGCCUGGUUUGUUAUUUGGUUCCUGAUAUCUGACCUGGUUUGUUAUUUGGUUCCUGAUAUCUGACCUGGUUUGUUAUUUGGUUCCUGAAAUCUGGCCUGGUUUGUUAUUUGGUUCCUGAUAUCUGACCUGGUUUGUUAUUUGCUUCCUGAUAUCUGACCUGGUUUGUUAUUUGCUUCCUGAUAUCUGACCUGGUUUGUUAUUUGCUUCCUGAUAUCUGACCUGGUUUAUUUGGUUCCUGAUAUCUGACCUGGUUUAUUUGGUUCCUGAUAUCUGACCUGGUUUAUUUGGUUCCUGAUAUCUGACCUGGUUUGUUAUUUGGUUCCUGAUAUCUGACCUGGUUUGUUAUUUGGUUCCUGAUUACUGACUUGGUUUGUUAUUUGCCUCCUGAUAUCUGACCUGGUUUUGUUAUUUGCUUCCUGAUAUCUGACCUGGUUUGUUAUUUGCUUCCUGAUAUCUGACCUGGUUUUGUUAUUUGGUUCCUGAUAUCUGACCUGGUUUUGUUAUUUGGUUCCUAAUUGUGUUACCUGGUUUGUUAUUUGGUUCCUGAUAUCUGACCUGGUUUUGUUAUUUGGUUCCUGAUAUCUGACCUGGUUUGUUAUUUGGUUCCUGAUAUCUGACUUGGUUUGUUAUUUGGUUCCUGAUAUCUGACCUGGUUUUGUUAUUUGGUUCCUAAUUGUGUUACCUGGUUUGUUAUUUGGUUCCUGAUAUCUGACCUGGUUUGUUAUUUGGUUCCUGAUUUUGAUACCUGGUUUAUUUGGUUCCUGAUUUUGUUACCUGGUUUGUUAUUUGGUUCCUGAUAUCUGACCUGGUUUGUUAUUUAGUUCCUGAUAUCUGACCUGGUUUGUUAAUUGGUUCCUGAUAUCUGACCUGGUUUGUUAUUUGGUUCCUAAUUGUGUUACCUGGUUUGUUAUUUGGUUCCUGAUAUCUGACCUGGUUUGUUAUUUGGUUCCUAAUUGUGUUACCUGGUUUUUUAUUUGGUUCCUGAUUUUGAUACCUGGUUUGUUAUUUGGUUCCUGAUUUUGUUACCUGGUUUGUUAUUUGGUUCCUGAUUUCUGACCUGGUUUGUUAUUUGGUUCCUGAUUUUUGACCUGUUUUGUUAUUUGGUUCCUGAUUUUAAUACCUGGUUUGUUAUUUGGUUCCUGAUAUCUGACUUGGUUUGUUAUUUAGUUCCUGAUAUCUGACCUGGUUUGUUAUUUGGUUCCUGAUAUCUGACCUGGUUUGUUAUUUGGUUCCUGAUUUUGUUACCUGGUUUGUUAUUUGGUUCCUGAUAUCUGACCUGGUUUGUUAUUUGGUUCCUAAUUGUGUUACCUGGUUUUUUAUUUGGUUCCUGAUUUUGAUACCUGGUUUGUUAUUUGGUUCCUGAUUUUGUUACCUGGUUUGUUAUUUGGUUCCUGAUAUCUGACCUGGUUUGUUAUUUGGUUCCUGAUUUUAAUACCUGGUUUUGUUAUUUGGUUCCUGAUAUCUGACCUGGUUUUGUUAUUUGCUUCCUGAUAUCUGACCUGGUUUAUUUGCUUCCUGAUAUCUGACCUGGUUUGUUAUUUGGUUCCUGAUAUCUGACCUGGUUUAUUUGGUUCCUGAUAUCUGACCUGGUUUUGUUAUUUGGUUCCUGAUAUCUGACCUGGUUUAUUUGGUUCCUGAUAUCUGACCUGGUUUAUUUGGUUCCUGAUAUCUGACCUGGUUUUGUUAUUUGGUUCCUGGAGCAUUAAUCGCUUUGCCGGUUCCCUGAUAUUGAUACCUGGUUUGUUAUUUGGUUCCUGAUUUUGUUACCUGGUUUGUUAUUUGGUUCCUGAUAUCUGACCUGGUUUGUUAUUUGGUUCCUGAUUUUAAUACCUGGUUUGUUAUUUGGUUCCUGAUAUAUGACCUGGUUUUGUUAAUUGGUUCCUGAUAUCUGACCUGGUUUGUUAUUUGGUUCCUGAUAUCUGACCUGGUUUGUUAUUUGCUUCCUGAUAUCUCACCUGGUUUGUUAUUUGGUUCCUAAUUGUGUUACCUGGUUUUUUAUUUGGUUCCUGAUUUUGUUACCUGGUUUGUUAUUUGGUUCCUGAUAUCUGACCUGGUUUAUUAUUUGGUUCCUGAUAUCUGACCUGGUUUUGUUAUUUGGUUCCUGAUAUCUGACCUGGUUUGUUAUUUGGUUCCUGAUAUCUGACCUGGUUUGUUAUUUGGUUCCUAAUUGUGUUACCUGGUUUAUUUGAUUCCUGAUAUCUGACCUGGUUUGUUAUUUGGUUCCUGAUAUCUGACCUGGUUUGUUAUUUGGUUCCUGAUAUCUGACCUGGUUUGUUUUUUGGUUCCUGAUAUCUGACCUGGUUUGUUAUUUGGUUCCUGAUAUCUGACCUGGUUUGUUAUUUGGUUCCUGAUAUCUGACCUGGUUUUGUUAUUUGCCUCCUGAUAUCUGACCUGGUUUUGUUAUUUGCUUCCUGAUAUCUGACCUGGUUUUGUUAUUUGGUUCCUGAUUGUGUUACCUGGUUUGUUAUUUGGUUCCUGAUAUCUGACCUGGUUUGUUAUUUGGUUCCUAAUUAUGUUACCUGGUUUUUUAUUUGGUUUCUGAUUUUGAUACCUGGUUUGUUAUUUGGUUCCCGAUUUUGUUACCUGGUUUGUUAUUUGGUUCCUGAUAUCUGACCUGGUUUGUUAUUUGGUUCCUGAUUUUAAUACCUGGUUUGUUAUUUGGUUCCUGAUAUCUGACCUGGUUUGUUAUUUGGUUCCUGAUAUCUGACUUGGUUUGUUAUUUAGUUCCUGAUAUCUGACCUGGUUUGUUAUUUGGUUCCUGAUAUCUGACCUGGUUUGUUAUUUGGUUCCUGAUUUUGUUACCUGGUUUGUUAUUUGGUUCCUGAUAUCUGACCUGGUUUGUUAUUUGGUUCCUGAUAUCUGACCUGGUUUGUUAUUUGGUUCCUGAUAUCUGGCCUGGUUUGUUAUUUGGUUCCCGAUUUUGUGACCUGGUUUGUUAUUUGGUUCCUGAUAUCUGACCUGGUUUGUUAUUUGGUUCCUGAUUUUGUUACCUGGCUAAUUUAUUUCACCAUCAGUAAUCUUGAAUAGGAUGUAUUUGGUUCUAGUUUUGGUCUUACAACUUCCUAUUUCCAUCUCAAUGUCUGGCCUGGCCACUCUAAGGUCCCAUAAUACCAGCACAAUCUCUUUCUAUAUUACCAAAUGUCCAUUAGUUUUCUAUCUAUUUACAACAAUCUAAUUGCCUUUUUAGACCAAUACCACCAAAAUCUCGGACGGUCUCUUUCAAGAUGAAUUUGCCACAAGCGUCAGUAUGAGUACCUACCUGGUUGCCUUUGUUGUAGCUGAAAUGAAGAAUAUUUCUAAAGAAUUAAAUGAAACGAUGGUAUGUAUGUGAUAAUGUAUUGAUCGUGUUUGCUUAAUCAUCAUUAAUAUGCAAACCUUACUCCAGAGUUGUUGUUGGGUUUUUGUAUUUUUGGCUUUUUUUAUGGUGGGGUUAUCUUUGGAGACUCACAAAAAAAGGUCUACAACCAAUGUUCAUUUCUGCUGUUUAUUAGAUCUACUACCGCAUAGAAUGGCAGUCGCUGUCGCAUUGUAAAAGCUUUUCUAUGGCAGAGGUUAAUAUAUUUGUUUUUGACCAUUCCGGGGGUAACAUCAUUUUAUUUUAUUUUACAAAUACACUUUUUGUAUUUAUAAAAAAAAAAAAAAAACUUUGCCAAAAUUAUUUUUUUUCAUAAAACCUAUGAAUUUGUUCAUCUUGGUUUUGCAAAUUGUACGUUUUCCCAAAUACUAUUGUAUUCUUAUGUUUCUACUUUGUUUGGAACACAGGUGUCUGUCUAUGCAAUUCCACAGAAAAUGGAUCAAGUGCAGUUCGCACUGGAUGCAGCCACGAAGUUCUUGCAAUUCUAUCAGGAUUACUUUUCAUUUAGCUAUCCUCUCAAGAAGCUAGGUUUGUACCAGUCAGAAUUUUCAAUGUAUAAUGUCAUAACGUUUUCAUUGCCCAUCCAUUUUAUAACGAAAUAAAAAAACAUUCGUGCAGAGUUCGUCUUCCUGUAUACAAAUACAAAUUGAACCUGGCUCUAUAAAUAAUUUAUGGCCAUAAUGAGAGAAUGAUUAAUAUGUGAUCUGUGUUGCUGCUUGGCAGUCAUCCGGCCUAAAGGUGAUUUAUCUCUGGCUUAAAUUAGGAAAAUAAAAAUAUUAAGACAGAUUGGCUUCAUUUGAUAAAGUGAUAGUAUAAAAUGUAAUUUAAGAAUGAAAGUGAAAAAGAGUUUUAGAAUGGUGGACUAUUUAAUUUAAUAACAUCGCUAACACUUUAUUGGUGUUUAUUUAUAUAUAUAUAUAUAUGUAUAUAUAUAUAUAUAUAUAUAUAUAUAUAUAUAAAGUGUAGCAAUUUUCUAUAUACAUAUAAUUAAUAGCAUUAUUCUGUUUAGCUACAAUUUAUCUGCCUCUGUGUCCCUGCUAUCUAGCACUAGGUACAUGAACAUUGUGGUGUGUUUAAUUAAAGAUUCACAAAAGAUGGGAAUUUGUGGUGGUGUUGUACUACUUAAUUGUCAUGGCCAUCACAGUCCUGUAACAAUCUCAUCGACAAAGCUAAAGUAUAGUAAGUGUGUCAUCAUGGGAUAUAAACAAUAAGCUAGUAGAGAAACCAGGAAUCUACCUAAGAAAUAUUAGGGUAACUGUGUCCCAUGGGAUAUCACAAGAAUUUAAGUAAUUGUGUACUUGUGGAAUGUCACUAGGUUGUAACAGGGUAACUGCGCUCCUAUGGAAUGUCACAAAACUAUAUUUGAAUGACUAAUUGAAAUUGGCCUGCACAGUGAUGACCCCCAAAUAUGGUUACUGGAUAACUCCAAGAAAUGAUUGUGAUUGCGUUUUGUUUUUUCUAUGCUUCUCAAUUCUGUGUGUAAAGUUCGAUUUUUAUUUUUUUUAUUUUUUUUAUUUUUUUUUAAUUUUAUUUAUUUAUUUUUUUUUAACUAAAAUCGUGAAUAACAAAUAGACUAUGUGAAAUCUCUUGGUUUGGCAAAAAUCACAUUUUUAAGACCUUUUGAGGAGUGACAAUCAUGAAUAUAUUUUUAAAAACCCAUAUCUCAGACUAUGAAAUGAUAUUACAUUUCAUCUUUUUUUAGAUCUCAAUGUAAACAGCUGCGACUAUUCCUGCAUAUUGUGUUUUGGCUCCUUAAUGCCAGAGUGUGUAUAGCUGCAUGUUGUCAGUUUAUUAAAGGGACACUCCACUGCCAAUUCAAAUAAAAGCAUUGUUUAGUAUAUAUACCCAAAUGAAAAAAUGCAUGCAUUGUGAUAUAUCGAAAAACAUUUUGCAAAAGUAGCAUAUCUCUUGUCUGCAGCCUUUGCGAACCAUCCCCUUCUAACCCCGCCCAGACAUUCUGUGGCUGUCCAAUCACAGACUUCCCAAUGCAGCUCAAUGAGAAGUCUUUGCAAGGCAGGUGCUCUGGGCCAUUGCUGUCUCUUGAUAUUUUUAUUUUAUUUAUUUUUUUGUCAAUGUUUAUUGCAGUGCUGAGAUGUAUAUACAGUCACCAGUCUUGUCCCAACAACAAGAACAGGCGUAUGCGAGAAUUCAAUUAUACAUAUAGCUUGAUAACAGGAUAUAACCAAGCAUGCCAGUGAAUGCUACAUAACUCGACGCUAGUUAGUCAAUAGUAACGGUAAUAGAAAGUCAAGAUAUUUGAUAGGCAAACAGGCAUUUCAUUGCAUUGCACAUUUUAUAUUAUAUAUUAUAAUGUUAUUGAUGCAUAGCAAACGUACUGCCUUUUUGAAGGUAUUAUGAGGUCGCAGGCUUAACUGAUGCAAGUCUUGUCUGCGUGCUUCAUAAAAUAACAAGGUUUGGCAUUACUAAGGAUUAACUGCUUAUACUUUUCAGGGGGCCUCCACCCUAUGGUGGCCACAGGUUCUCAAAGAGCUGGGGCAUGAGACUGCAUAUAUAUCAGCAGGAUUUCACAUUAUGGAAAGGCAGAGAGCAGAAACUGAAACAAUAAACAUAAGAUUAAAUAAUCAUCAAGCAGCAUGUCUAGGUAGGGCUUUGGCCCCUUUACUGCUUAGACCAGUGAUUCAAGACCACCCUCCCAGUCUUCACUCAACCCCCCCCAGUGGAAUUGAAAGCAUGGGUGCUGCGCUGAGGCCUUUCUGGUCAGCACCGUGAUAUUCAGUACGGUAGAUUCAAACUCCUGCCUUAUAUUAGGAAGGGUUGUCUCUGGCAAGGAAACAAAAAAUAUCAGGUCAUCGGCGUAGGCGCCCACCUUAUGGGUCCCACUCGGAGUCCCUUGAUGUCGGAGUUGCCUCUCACAGCUUGGAGGAACGGCUCAAGGGCAAGGACAAAGAGCAGCGGCAACAGCAGACAGCCCUCUCUUGUGCCAUUGUGGAUCUCAAAUGGGUGGGUGAAAGCACGGGUCUUUAUGGGUGGGAUAAAGACCCGUGCCGUAAGGUUAUCGUACAACACUGUGAUCUAGGUGUACCCAUUCCCAGUGCCUGAAGAGUGCGACAGAGGAAGUCCCAGCUCAUUCUGUCGAAGGCCUUUGCUGCAUGCGUGGAAAGCAGUAGAAGGUCCUCCCCAGUCCUCUGGGCUUGAUGAAUCAGCGCCAGUACUCUCAUGGUAUUAUUUCUAGCUUCUCGGAGAGGGACAAAGUUUACUUGGUCCGUUUUUACAAGCCUUGUAGCUCAGAUUUUAGCGAAGAACUUCAAAUCGCAAUUCAGAAGGGAGAUCAGCCAGUAAUUAGCGCACUGCUCCAAGUCCUUGCCCUCCUUGGGUAUCAACGUGAUGUUAGCCGUCAAUGUCUGGGAGAGGAUCCUCUAACCCUGGGUGAGUGAGUUGUAUGCCUCCGGGAAAUGUGGGAACAAUAUGCCCGUGAAUUGCUUAUAGUAACGGAUAGUGAGCCGUAUAGUGAGCCAUUUAUUGGUCUAUUUUGGCGCAGCCUUUAUUGUUGUUUUUAUUCUUCGUAUAGUGAGCCGUCCGGUCCUGUGUUCUUGCCCUGUUUCGUGGCUUUGACCGCCGCCACCAGUUCUUCCAUUGUCAAGGGAGCCUCCAGUGCUUCAACCGCCUCUAUCGGUAGUGUCUCUGAGAUACGCGUGAAUAGGCUCCAACCUCGGCGUACGCUGUGGGGAGUCCGGUAUGGGUGUUUUCGAAUACAGUGUAGAAAAGUAUCCACGUGCCACAUCGGCUAUUCUGUCAGGUUUUUGCUGUGGUCAGCCUUUGGUACCCAGUAGGCAGGCUAUGUACCACUUUUUUCUCUUUAUGUUAAGAAUGUGGGCAAGCAGUUUGCCACAUUUAUCGCUAUUAAUGUAGAAAUAGGCUUUGGUAUGGAGCAGGGAUCGUUGCAGGUGGUGGUGGAGGUGUGUAGCCAGUUUGCGCCUCAUGUCGGCCAAUUCCUGGAAGGUGGUCAAAGCUAAAGGUGCUUUAGGGAUCCGAAGUGUCCUUUUAAGGGACGUGCUAGAACAGACCUGCACAACUUGGCAGUAUGUAGGGGCCAAAAUUAAAAUAUGCUAAACUUCAUUGGGCUGCAGAUAGGUUUUUGUGCCUCACUUUCCAAGUAAAGGUAUAAAAUUGCAUAUAAAAAUACAAAUACACACACACGGACAGACAUACAGAUAUCCACACGGACAGACAUACAAAUACAGACACACACACACUGACAGACAUACAGGUCCAUACACAAACACACAGGGAUAGACACACAUAUACCCACACACACGGACACACACACAGAUACCCCCACACACACAUACACAUGCAAGUCAAAAUAUACACUUUUAUAGCCACCCUCCAGUUUCCUACCUUUUUGGUACUGGUUCCUUGAUGACCAGUUUGCAGGCUGAUGAUGUUGGGAGUUAGGCACUGGCUCUUGCAGCCUGCCCCCACUCCUCUCCUGCCUUCUCCUCCUCCUCUGGUUCCUGUCUCUCUUAGCCUGGCCCCAUUCUAGCUCCCUCCUCCACGCAUCUCUGGGAGGAAGUGACUCGCAGCCCUCACUUCCUCCAAGGAAGUGAGGGUAGGUAAGGGGCAUGGUCGCGCUGUUAAAGGGCCACAGCGCUCAACCGUGCCCCUGCUGACAAAGGCCCAUUGGGUGUCCAUAAGUUCAGGGACCACCCGAUGGGGCUCCUUAGUGUGCGGGCCACAAAAAAUGCUUUGGUGGGCCUCAUGUUGUGCCGGCCUGUGCUAGAAGGGCAAUGGUACGUUGUAGUUCAUCCUUCACCACCUACUCCAUGAGUCUGUGUAGCUCAGAGUGAAUUAAAUGUAAAGCCCCUUCACUGAGCCUUUGUCAUCUUGUCAUUAAGAUGCAAGAAUGCAGUUAUUUUUUUUUUUUUUAGAUAUUUUUUUUAUUUUUUUUACAUUAUUCGUUUAUCACAUAGUCUUUGAAACUAAGAAUACUUAACAUUCUAGCUUAAUCAUGAGUGAAAAUAUAAUCAUUCUUAAUUAGACUUUGCAUGUAUGUUUUUUUUUUUUUGUAUAGAUUUGGUUGCUAUCCCUGACUUCCAAGCAGGUGCAAUGGAGAAUUGGGGGCUCAUUACCUUUCGGGAAACAGAUCUUCUCUACAAUGAGAACACUUCAUCAAUUAUGGAUAAACAAUUAAUUGGUCUGGUGAUUGCGCAUGAAUUGGCUCAUCAGGUAAAUUAUCAAAAGUACCAGACUUAAAAACACUGGUUUAUUUCCAAUUUUGGUCCAAAGCCCCAACAUGGACAGCAAAGGUUUUUGUAUGGCAUCCAUGGUUUCUGCUUACAAUAGUUUUUAUAACUUCAUUGUUUUGUUACGUCUGACCUAUUAGUAUCAAUGUCUCUUUCAUCUACCUUGUGCUGCAGGAUGUGGGGAUUAUUUUAAAAAUGUUACGGGGUCUUCUAGACCAUCUAACUGUUACCAUCAGUUAAAUCAACAUCUAAAUUAAGUUGUUAUGGUGCCAGGUCAUUGGCACUUGCUGAAUGUGUUCUAGUGCUGGACCUCUCUUCCACCUGUCCUUCUGUUUGCUGAAAAACCUCAAGAAGGAAAAUUAUGGCUGCUGCUGGCAGGGGCAUCGCUGGUUGGCACAGUUUGGUCAGAUGAAGUUCUCAGCCAAUAUGUAACUCCCUGUUUUUAUAAGUGGCUGGCUUGAGUAACUUCCAUAGUUUUCUCAAUCAGCAGCAUCGCUGCCUGCUAAAGAUCCAGCUCUGGAACACAGGCUUUGUGGUUAAACUGUUCGUGAAUAGCUUAACCACCCACAGGAACCACCAGGCACCAUAUCAGUUUAAAUGAAGUUGUUAUGGUGCACAAACUAGUCUUUUAACAUUAAAGAACAUCUAUAAAGACUGUAUAUCUGCUGUAUCUUAAGAAAGGACCAGGUGAUCCUGACACAUAUCUUACCUAACCCCUGGAACUAACCAUAGUGAAAUUUAUCCAUACUUUCAAGGACAUUACUAAUAUAGAUAUAGUUUGCAACAUAAGUAGAUUUUUACCACCAGAUUGUUGGAACAUACUUCUAUUUUAGCAGUCCUAUAUUGUCCUAAAUUUAAUUUGAACAUGCAUGGACAUCUAAUUUAACUUGUAGAUAAAUAUUCUUUAAAUUGAGAGAUGGUAUUUGUAAAGGAAUCUGUUGGUAUGUCUGUGCAUGGGAUUCCUAAAAUCCCAGCAGAAUGUAGAAACUAUAUGGAGAUAAUGACAAUAUAAAGUCAGGGGUGUAGUUUAAAAUGUAGAAACACCCACACAUUUUUCUUUUUAAAUGUAUUUAGGAUUAAGCAGUGUUUGCAUUUUUUUCAUGUAUUUAGAACUGAGCAGUGUUUCUGUGUUUGAAUGUAAGCAUGUGUUUGUAUGAAGUAUGUGUGAGUGAAUGUAGGGGUGUGUUUGCAUGUAGUUUUGGCAUUUGAAUGCACGUGUGCAUUUUUAUGUAGUGUGUUUCUUGAAUAUGUGGUGUGUUUUUAUGUAGUGUUGAAAUUUGGAUGCAGGGGUGUAUUUGUGUGUAGUGUUGGCGAAAUGCUGAGAUAUAUGCACAUAUACUCAAAUAUACACACACUGACGCACAUGCAGAUACAUAGACACACAGAUGCACACACUGGCACAUACAGAUACACAUGCAGAUACAUAGAAACACAGUCAUGCACAGAUAUUUCUAACUGGAUGGCUGCCCACUUCCUUAAACUCAACUUGACCAAAACUGAAAUUCUGGUCUUUCCUCCCUCAAGUGUUACUACUCCUGAGUCUCCCUCCCUCCAAGUCAACGGUGUUAACAUCAGCUCCUCCAUGCAGGCUUGUUGCCUAGGUGUUCUCUUUGACUCCGACCUCUCCUUCACGCCUCAUGUUCAAUCUAAAUCCUGACACUUCCAUCUCAAAAACAUUGCGCACAUCUGGCCCUACUUCACGCCAGAUUUGACUGUGUUGGUCCAUUCCACUGUCCUUUCUAGCCUUGACUACUGUAAUCCGCUUCUCAGUGGUCUUACGUGCUCCCAACUUGCGCCAUUACAGUCCAUAAUGAAUGCGGCGGCGAGGCUCAUCUUCCUGUCCGCCCGCACUGCCCACGUAAGAUAUAGGGCUCAAUUUAAAAUUCUAGUUCUUGCUUUCAAAUCUCUACAUAAUGCUGCUCCCACCUAUUUUUCCUCCCCAAUACACAAGUAUGUCCCGUCUAGGCCCUUAAGCUCUACUGAAGACUUAUGUCUAUCUUCUGUCCGUACUCCCACCUCUGAUGCGCAGACUUUGAGGUGGUGUUUCAAGAAAUAAACUUACCUUCUUUAUCCUGGAGUGUUGCCUGUAUCCUUCUGCUCAUGUGAUUAGUCUAAUACUAUCCUUACCUUUUGUGUCAUUUUACCCCACUCCCUCCAGCAUGUAAGCUCAUUGAGCAGGGCCCUCAACCCCUAUUUUCCUGUGUGUCCAACUUGUCUGGUUACAACUACAUGUCUGUUCGUCCACCCAUUGUAAAGCGCUGCGGAAUUUGUUUGCACUUUAUAAAUAAUAACAUAAUAUACAGAGAGACGCACAGAUACAAACACACAUAUAGAUAUACACACACACGUACACACACAAACAGAUACACACACAGGUAUAAGUGUGUGUGUGUGUUUAUUUUAUUCAGUGUGUAUUUUUGAAGUGUCUGUGUACUGUAUGCUGUGUGUGUGUAUUGUUUGUAUGUGUGUGUGUGUGUCCCUUCCUGACUCUUACUUGUGUCCAGGGAGGGGGGACACACGACAUUCCCUGGUGGUCCGGUGGCACAGUAUGGUUGCCCAGUCAAGAGGGGACCAGGAGUCUCCACAUCCAGCAGCAGCAUGUCCUCUGUUCUCGCAAUGCGAAUUCUGAAAAUGCGCCCCGGGCCCCCCCAGUGAGUGGCACUCAGGGCGGACCGGUCCCCCCUUUCCCUCUUAGUACGUCACUGUAUAAAGUAAAUACAGAGAAUGGCUAAUCUGGCUUUCAUUGGACAGGACACUAUUCCCUCUCACACUUGUCUGUUAUUGUGUGGCCUUGUACAAUGAGCUUGUAAGCUCCUAUACAAAACACAAGGGGUGACAUGUGCAGGAUUUGAGUGGAUGGGCUUGGUAAGUAAUGCAAAAUGAAACAAAGUUUGCAGAGAGAUGGUUCAGAGAUGUAAUUAACGUUUUCUUGUUUGCACCAGUGGUUUGGGAAUCUUGUGACCAUGGAGUGGUGGAAUGAUCUCUGGCUGAAUGAAGGAUUUGCAACUUACAUGGAACACGUGUCCUUGCGGAAAGUCUACCCAGAGCUGAAUGCUGUAAGUGUACUGUGACAAAUUCCAGAUAGUACGAUCAUACUGUUAAGAAAACAUGAAGCAGUGACACAUUGACCUAUUAUUUGUACGCAAGGAGGCAAGCAUUUUUUUAAAAAAAUCCGAGUUACCUUAUCCAGAGUGUUACACAUAAAAAGUACUGUUAGUCUUUAGGGAAUGGCUACAGAGCUAAAAGUCCAAUACGCCACAAUUUAAUUGACAUCUGUACAUCAUAAGGAAGGGAAAGCUGAAAUAAUAAAAUUAAACGGAUAGUACUCUUUGUUUAAUGUUUAAAUCUCAGCUGUAUCACAUCAUAACUUACUCAUAGGGUUCAGUCCGCCAACCAGGAACAGUUGGGACCCUGAUGUAUAUAAGAAUAUCCGCUUCUAGAAAAUUAAUGGGGAUCUUCCGUAACAGGGCCACCUUAAUAAAUGACAACUGCAAAAGUAAUGAAUAUAUAAUUUAUUGUAAAGAUAGAUGAUAUAUUUCAUUGCUUUAGGAGUUAAGUUAAUACUUUUGCUGCAGCAACUCUGACAUUACAGAGGGCUCCCGCUCCCAUGUAUGUCUCAACCCUCUCGUACUGAACUGACCCCACUGGAGAACUCUUCUAUUCCUCCCCAAGGAUGCUGAUAUGCUAGUGUCACUCUGUUCAUAUGAAUAUGAGAGUGACCGAUUGGUUCUGACACUUGCAAAGCACAAGACACACUCACCAGAGGGAUAUCACUGCAAUACCAUUGUGCACAGCAACUACACUACAUGCACUACAUAUAAUAAUACACUACAUAAUAUAAUACACUACAUGUAGUUCCUGUGACACUGUGCAAGAAAACUCUAUAAGAGAAUUCUCCCGUUCUCCGUGUUACUUAGUUAUCACCACAGAUGUUUAUACUUCUGACAUGUGGAAAGGACCAUAUUUUAAAAACGAUUUCUCUAAACAAAUAUUACUGCUAGCACAAUAUAUAAAUGUUUGUGUUUUUUUUUCUUUCAUUUAAUCUAAAGUGUUGUGAAACAUGGCUAUCUCCUUUUUAAAUGUUUGGGGCAGCAGCGUAGGGAUAAUCGAAUGUUUCUAAAUAUUUGACAAAUCAUUAAAAUAACGCAACAUUAAUUUAAAGGAGUAUAUAGUCAACAUUUGGACAGCGACUACAGUGUUUGUAGGAAAUGGAGGUGUAUCUCCUUGUUUUGUGCAUUUUUAUCACUUUAAAUAUUUUGUCACAGAUGGCAAAACAAAUCUGUCCAACUGGUACAGAAUUCUGUACAUUAAUACUUAACCUCCCCUUCCAAAUUUCUCUUAAAUUAUACAUGUUAAGAUUUAUCAUAUUCUUACCCAAUAUUACCAGAGUUUGCUUUGGUCAGACAAAUAAGUAAUUUUUACAUGUGGUCAAUCACCGCAAUAAAAUAUUCUAAAAACAUGAAGGAAUGAUCAUCAGUUAUCUACAUGAUCAUUAAUACAACACAGACAUCCAAUUCAGAGGCAAAAAGUAUUUAAACAAUUUAAUGCACAAGUUGCCAGCACAAAAUGCCAACAGUUUGAAACCCAUUUCUUGUGCCUCCUUUGGAAACCAUAAGUUUUCACGUUCUCGAACACGAGAGCAAAUUGAUAAGAACCAGAUAAAGAAGUGUGCAGACACAAUGACUCCUGGGGACACACACAAUGCACUGUGUGCAAAAAUGUUGUUGGUUUUUAGGGAUAUUAAUAUCUGUCUAUCAAACAUUUGUCCAAGCUGCAGCUUUCAAGAUCUGGGCAGCUAUAGCCUGUUUAAUCACGUUUUUAGUACACAUCCCAUUUGCAUCAGGACAAAAGGGGAUUGUUUAUAUACAAAUUGUAAUUUGUUCUCAUGAAUCAUACAUACAUAGGAACAAAACAAAAAUGUGAAACAAGCCCGGCUAAAUAACUGUAUGACGCAGGCUCAGUCCUUGGUAUCAAAAUGGUUCAACACAACCAUGUAGAACUACGUUUUAAUUGUGCCUUAAUAAUUUAUUGUUGCAAAAGCAAAAAUUCCAGAAUCCGUUUUUCACCAUCCUAACAUUUUAGUAUUUGUAAAAAUGAUCUGUGAUAACACACGUCUAGUUUAUUUCUGUGUGGGAGAUUUUAAGGAGUGCUGUCUGACCUUUCAAUUUUAGGAAUGAUUGUCGCAAGCUAUUUCUGUCUUGGUUUCCUUUAGAAAAAUCGUAUUAUUAUUAUUUAAGGUCCUUUAUUUUUUAUUUAUUUUUGGAUCAUCUUGAAUCACAAAACCACAAUCAAUGCAUUGGAAUUCUGAAUUCUAGAUUGAAUUAAGAUCAGAUAAUACCAGAAUUCAGGGCUGGCUUACCAACUAAGAAGCCACCCAGGCACUCAGGAAGUGGCCCCGGCCCUUCUCGAGCCGUAAGGGAGUUUAAAAAUUCUCUCUGCUUGUUCCUAUACCCCUCCACGUCACAGAGGGAGCAUUGUGGUCUGUACCAAUAUCAGGUGCGGAUCGCUUUAAGGACACUCUUGAAACUGAUACAGACACGAUGGAGCUCCCCCACCACCAGGGAUCCAGCUCACCCUCCACUGGACCACCAAGGAAGAGGUACGCUGGAUUCACACACAUACACACUCAGACUCCCCUAUGCACAAAUAAUUGAGCCACACUGAACCAGCACAGACACACAUUCCGCCUCCUCCACACACAACACCCUGCCACUACAUACGCAUUCACACACCCAACACUCAUUCAACACAAACACCACACACACAAACAAGCCUAUGGAUGUAGGAGGGGGCCUAGCUCUGUCAGCAUAAGAUGAAAUCACCCUACUAUUAAUAGGAUGGAGCUCAGACCUAACCUUCCUACCUAUCAUUAUCCAGAUCACAGUUAGACCAAAAGUAUUUCCAUUUGUAGCAAACUUGCCUAAAUCAAUAAAAUCCCCAAAUUACAUUUUUUUUACGGUUACCCAUUAAUGUUAUUUUAAAUUGAAGGGUAUGGGAUUUUGUGACAUAAUUGUCAGUUAAACGCAUAUACUCCUUUAUAAUGAACCGGCACCAGCAAGACAGUGACCGUUCCUCUUUCAGCACCGGAAAGAUAAGCGUAUGGGUAUUCACAAAGUGCCUCUCCUCUUGCGUGGAGUCUCGUGUCUGUCUGUAUUACAUGCAUGUGGCAGUAAAUAAUGCUGAGAGGUCUGUUCAUCUUCAGAGUUCUCCUAAGUGGUUUGAUUCCCCCCACACCACAUGUAGCAAUGCAUGCGAAAAUGUAACAUGUAUCUUUGGGGAGGAAGUGAAUUUCCUUCCAUUUUUCUAAAUUACUUUUUGAUUUUACAGUGCAGUGUUUGAACAUCAUUAUGUUGGCGCCAUCUUGUGGCUGAAAAUGUUAUAUGGUGAUUUAAAGAAAUACUCUAAGCACCAUAACCACUUUGAUAUUGAAGUGUUUAUGGUUCACAAACCCUAUUUCUGCAACUUUUCAGCCAGUAUUCUCUUUUCCUUGCUGGCAAUAUCAGGUUUGCACAGCUUUUCUGUCAGUUGUUGGCAUGCACAGAUGAUACCCACAGGCAUGGUGGACAGUCUGUGCAGUUUCUCCAGCUUAUCCCUGUGGCUGUCACCCAGCCAGCAGUAGUUAUGGUGCUGACUAUGGCAGCAUAAAUAUUUCUUUAUAGCUGUACAAGAGGACUGUAACUAUCACCCUUAGCCCUAAGCAUGUAAUUAUUCUAUUAUUUUUAUAAACUGCAAUAAUUACCUACUAGGGUUAACUCCUCCUCUAGUGGCUGUCUACCAGACAGCCACUGGCUGGACUUCCAGGCUCGAAUGCGACUUUUGGUCACCUAAACGAUGCUGUUCAUCCUUACGCUAUGCAUGAGGACUUCCAGCGUCACCGGAAUCCCCAUAGGAAAGCAUUGAAUAAUGCUUUGCUAUAGGGAAAUCCUAAUGUGAGCGCGGCUCUUGAAUAGAUAAGUGACACACUUGCCAUGCAUGAGCUUCUCAUCCCUAAUUCUUCAGAUCGGGAUGAAGUUGCAGGAAAAGGAGGGGGGAAAAUAAGUAUAUAAAAUACCCUCCCCUCCCCCCAAUGUUUUUAUUGCAGUUGGCGAAGAGGGAGCUAAAUCUAAAUUGGAACUAAAGAACUAUAGUGUUAGGAAUACAUGUCUGUAUUCUUAAUGCUAUAGCUUUCCUUUACAGAAUACUGCAUUAUUAGACAUAGUUUCAAUUUAAGGGUCCAUUUUCAAGCUUUCUUUUAUUACAUAAGCACUAUUUUACCAAACCAGGAAACCCAAGGCAAAAAAGUUAUCCGGACCCAAAACACUGGCCGCCUGAUUUGAUGUUUUUCACAAAGACUAUGAUUGAUUGGCUUUUAAAAAAAAAAAAAAGAAAGGGAAAUAUAUAUAUAUAUAUAUAAAAAACAAGUUAUACUCUUUUUAACACUGAGGGAGAUUAAUCAAAGAAUUGCCUUUUUUGGCAAUGUAUUAAAUCUAUGACUUAUUUUAUACUCUAAGCAUCCUCUUUUUUUUUUUUUUGGUAAAACAAAUUAUCAAUUGAUAUCUUAUCCAUUCAAAAUCUAUUUUUUUCAGCAACAUGGUGGGAUUUGGGCUUGGAAAAAGACACUUUCUAGACUGUUCAGAAUACUGGGAUAUGUCUUCCCUUGAAAGUUUUUACUGAUCGGAUAUCCUAAGCUGCAUUUUUACUCGGACACCAUCUUGAAAUCCUAUUAAUUUCCAUAUUAUUUUUCUUAGGAUGACCUCUUCCUGACACAACGUUUCAAGGCCAUGCAAAAGGAUUCAUUAACUACGUCUCAUCCUAUAUCUACAGAUGUUCAGUCUCCAGAACAAGUUGAGGAAAUGUUUGACGACCUUUCCUAUAUUAAGGUAUCAACUCAUCUUGCGUAUAAAGAUUUAUUGUGUGAUGUGUAUUUAAGAUGGGUUUCUGAAUCAAGGUUGAAAGGACACUCCACACAUCUAUGCAUGUUAGGCACCUUGGCCAAGUUAGGCUAAAUCACUUUAGUUUUUUGUUUAAUAUUAAUAAUUAUUAGUUUGUUAUUAAUUUGACUUAUUUUUUGGAGAUAAAGCAAUCAGCUCACAAUAGCUGCAGAACUAGCUUCUGCAGCUACUGAAAGACCUUUCAUUUUUCCCCUAUCACAGACUGCCUUAGCUCCACAGUGUAGCCAGGGAGUUAAAGGGCCACUCCACCCGUUUUUUGGUGGAAACUUUUUUUUUUUUCCCUAUUAAAAAUGCCCUAUUGGGCACUAUUAUUUAGGCCCCCCCUACAAUGUCUUGCUGUAAAACAUGCAAAAAAGAUUUAAAAAAUAAAAUAAAAUAUAUAUAUUUUUUUUACUCAGGUGGAAUCUAGCACUAGGCAAAGCUCCCAGCACUGCCUUCCUUGCGUGUAUCUGGCAUAGGCAAGGGCCUUGUGCAGUCCAAUUAGAGACUUCCCACAGAUAUGCCUUUGAUUAGACUGUUUUGCCGGCUCAGAGCGCAUGCGCGCAAUCUGAGCUGAAGAUAUAAUCUUUAGGAAAUAAUCAUACUGACUGUGUUGGAAUUUCACUGAAAUUCCAACCCAGUCAAAAGAUAUACAAAGUAUGAACUACUCUAUCUCCGUAUGUUUUCUUAUACCUCACACUUCUUGGCAUUGGACGGAGCUACCACCGUCAGGACGUGUCAAUCGCCCAGCUGUCACCAGUGACGGCUGCAGGGAAUUGGUCUAUAUACCUCAAUGCUGUACUCUCACGCAUGUAUACUCUUGUCUUUACAAAUUAUGCCUACCUGCAAGAGAGAAGCUCAAUGCAUCCAUUGCCAGUGUGCAGUAUGCAACGAUGACAGAUGUAGUUUAUGCACAGGCUUGACAUGUGGCAGUCUGGAACAGAGUUUUGGGCUGCCAAAGUCAUGUGUGCCGGGGGUGUAACAUACUCUGCAUGUGCAGCGUUUCAAGCAGAAAGUGCCCUUUUAAGGCAGGUGUGCUCUGGGACAAGCACGUUCUCCAGGGAUCUAACUUGGCAGUAUAAAAAUAUCUUCCAGCUGGUUGACUGACAGCCAGGAAGGUGUAAAUGGUUAGAAUUAUCAGAGUGACCAUCCCUAUUGAAAUUGUGUAAUAUAAAACAAACAAACAAGGGACACAUUUUUCACACACAAAGUAUUGCAAACUGAAGUGCUUUAUUUGUUUGGAGUAUAUAUUUUAAGUGAUCUGCAAUACUUCCUGGUUUGGUGAGAGCUCGUUGUAGAACUUGGUUUGUGAAUUUGCAGCAAUUUCAGGAACUUCAAAUACAAGCAUUCUUUUCUAUUUUUAUGAUUUUUUUAUUUACUAUUUUGUCUAUUUACAUACUCUGAAAUAUUUCUGGAGUGUCUUUUUUUUUUUUAACUAACUGAUUGUUGCAGUUUUAAAAUGUACCAGCAGGUGGCAAUAAUGUACAGAUGUAUGUAUACCCUGAAUAUUCAAAUGUCCCUACGCGAUAAAUUUAAGAAAUGAAAUCACGUGCAACUAUAUAUUACUCCUCUUUCUUUUGCACUUAUUCAUGGAAGAAUAAUAUUGUACUUUUUUCAAACAUUUUAUAAAAAAGCAGAGUGUUAAGAAAUUACCUGUCUUCUACUUAGGGAGAUAUCUUUUGAUAAUAAUAAUUCUGUUUGCUAAGGUUUUGUAUCCCGUGCACAUGAUGACAAUUUUGAAUAAAAAAAAAAAAAUACUUUGAAUACUUCCAAUUGUUUAUUUGUCUCCAUAAAAAUACUAGAAUCUCAUUGUGUUUGGCCUGGUGGGGAACUCACAAAGGCUGUCAGUUGAGACCAGAUGCCUCUCUGUUUCCCAUCCCAAUUCUCGAGGAAUAAUAUCUUUUACCCCCUCAAAGAUCUUUCAUCAGCUGCACAAGGCUGAGAAAUCCAAAAUAUUCCACUUUUUGAAUCCAAACACACCAAUUAUCAUUAAUAAACCAAUUCUAGACUUGCACAGGAAAGACUUGAGUUGUGUGUGGGAAGUAGAAGAAAUCACCGAUCCUUAAAUAACUCCUAAUCAGAAUAGAGGAAAAAAUCUGUAUAGUGUAAUAUCGUAUGGUAACAACAUUUGUCUUUCAGAUUGCAAAAUGCACCAAAUUAAAUGAGAGCAAAUAAAUUUAAUAUCCAAGACCACCUGUGCCCUGUUCGUCUUGAUGGAAAUCUUUACUCUUCCUUAAUUCACUUAAUGUCAGAGGCAACAUUAAGUAUCAUAUUUGUUUAUAUUGCAAAGUGGAUUUAUUUCAUGCACUGAAAAUUAACUGGCCACUCAAAGAACCAUAAAUGAUAAAUGCUGUAGCUAAUUGUAGUGGUCAUGGUGUCAGAGACGACACCCCGCCCUGAUUUUUCCCAAACCGUCGUGGGAUGGUUUCCAGCUUAGCCACUCUCCCAUCAAUAGAAAUUCUCUUAUAUAAUAACUGAAUGAGCUGUUGGUGCAUGUAGAUCUUUAGGUUUUGCCAAACCACUCCAAGUCAGUUUGACAAAAAAAAUGGCACCUCGGACUUGUUCUGCAAUAAUCUAUGUGGUUGGCACUUAGAGUGCCGUGUAAAAAAAACACACAAAAAACAACCUGUAGGGACUGUGUCCUGUGCAUUUUGUCCUGUGCAUUUUAGGUAGAACUAUAUGGGUGUUUCCCUCCAUGGAACUGAGACAUCUGAUUGACUCCUAAAUAUACAAUUCCUACACUAGCUGGCCAUUGGUCCAGCCAUGGAUGGGGCUUUUUUGAAAUGUACUUCUCAAGCACUGUAAGUGAGUUUACUUAAAAUUUUAUUUAUUUGCUUAUCUAUAGACUGCAAACUGUAUAGCUUUAGCCACUAUCCUAUUUUAAUGUCGGUUUUUGUUUUGUUCACAGGGUGCUGCUGUUUUGUUAAUGCUAAAUAACUUUCUCUCGGAAGAUGUUUUUCACACUUGCUUAAAAGAUUAUUUGAAGAUGCACAAAUAUGGCUCCACAACGAGUGAUGGUUUGUGGGAAAGUAUGAAUAUGGUAAGUUUUCUACUGAAACAAAUUGGAAUUUUUUUAAUUUAUUUUUUGGUAUUAGACUUAUGCUCAUACAUGUGUUGGUGGGCCAUACCUUAUUAACAGACCUAUAAAGAGCUGUAUUUUACUUUAUUCUGUAUCACCAGGAAGACCUCUUGCAAGAUCUUUUGUUUUUGCUUACAUACAGGUUCUUAAAGCUGCACUGUCCCCCCACCUCCCCCUGAAAAAUGUGUAUUUUAUAAAGAUAAAAUCUUUAUGAAAUACUAAUUCAGUGUGUUGGAAUGUCACUGAAAUUCCAACCAAGUCAAGAGAUCUAUUGAGAAACAGUAAAAACUGCUCUGUUUCUGUAUGUUUCCUAUACCUGACACCUCUAAGCACUGGUCGGAGCUACCGCCGUCUAGUCCAACCCCUAGCCAUCACCAUAAAUGGCUGCAGAAACUUCCUCUGUCUGUGGAGGAAUCCGCAGUCUUGAAGGAUCCUCCAUAGACUUCAAUGCUGUCCUCUCGCUCAUGUGCAGUGAUUGUCAGCUCCUGGCCCCAGGAGCUGAAGAGGACAUGGCAGAAGAAGAUGUCUCCAACCGCGAGGGACAGGUUCAGGUAAGUAGAACUCACCUGCCCCAUCCCCUGGACCUCCAGCAGUGUUGUCACUGUGUUGUCAGUGCCACUUUAACUGAUAUCAUGUGUUCAGUAAAUCAAGUGACAUGUUUUCAAGAGGAAUCAUACUGUGGUUUUGCACUGACUUUCAUUAGGAAGUAAAUUAUGCAGACAUUCUUUGUCACAGUUAUGGACAAGUCCAAUAACCACCAUGUUGAUGUGCUAGGACAGAGAUUGGCUACCUUCAGCACUCCAGAUGUUGUGAACUAUAUCCCCCAUAAUGCUCUUACACCCAUACUGGCAAUGUAUCAUGGGAGGUGUAGUCCAAAACAUCUGGAGUGCUGAAGUUUGCGUAUGCCUGCGCUAGGAGAUCAUGUGUUUGCUAUGUCCUAAGUACUCCUAUCCUUUAAUUUUUAUUUUAUUAGGAUCUUCACCAUUUGUUUUAGACAGCUAGACUUUGAAUGUAGAAACUAUUUUUUUUGUGGUACAUUAAAGUUAAUUAAGAAAGAUAUUUGCUGGUUGCAUAAGUGUUGAUCGUCUGUUUCUACUUCUGAUAGCUACCUUGGAAUACAUGUACAUCUAUGAAGCUUUUGGGUUAAGUGUCUACUAGUAAUUUAUUUGUGGAUCCUGCAGUUUUUGAUUAUUUUUCUUGGAUAACUUGUUGUCUCGUCUUUUCCCUUUGGCAAAUCCUAAAUGGGAUUUGUUACUUAUUUAUUUAUAUGUUUAUUUUUCUGUUAUAGUUAUAGUUGUCCUUGGAUGUUUUCUCCCUUCUCAGCCGUGGAUCUACCAACUUCCUGCAUAGUUACCUUUGGCAUCUUGAUUGCAUAUCUGACUAAUCCACUACCCAACCCAGAUUGUUUGUUUAGGUAAACUUUCUAACAAACUGUGGGACCCUACAGAAACUGAACUCUUUGUCAUAUCCAUCAUAUUCCUCAUAACGGAACAAUAUUUGCAGUGUGUCAGGGUGCAUUAUCCUGCUGAAAGAGGCCACUGAUAUCAGGGAGCACCAUUGCCAUGAAAGGGUGUACGUGGUCUGCAACAAUUUCUAGGAAGGUAGUACAUGUCAAAGUAACAUCCACAUGAAUGCCAGGAGGUUUCCCAACAGAACAUUGCCCAGUGCAAAACACUGCCUUUGCCGGUCUUCUUUCUUCCCAUAGUGCGCCCUGUUGUCAUCUCUUCCCUAGGUAAACAAGGCACUUGGCCAUCCACUUGAUCUAAAAGAAAACAUGAUUCAUCAGACUUGGCACCCCUUUUCAAUUGCUCCAUGUUACAGUUCUGAUGCUCAUUUUCCCAUUGAAGGUGCUUACAGCAGUGGAGAGGGAUCCUCAUGAACACUUUGACUGGUCUGUGGCUACGCAGUCUCAUACGCAGGAAACUGUGAUGCACUUUGCUUCAUCACCUUUCUAGCAUUACGUUUUUCAGCAAUUUGAGCUACAUCAACUCUUCUGUGUGAUUGGGCCAGACUAGCUAAUGCUGGUUCACCGGCUUUCCUUCCUUGCACCAGUUUUGGUAGGUAUUAACCACUGCGUACUUGGAGCACUCCACAAAACCUUCCCUUUUGGAAAUGCUGUGACCCAGUCAUCUAGCCAUCACUAUUACACCCUUGUCGAAGUCCGAUCUUUUUACUUGUAACAUGUGAAAUUCAAGAACUGACUGUUCACUUGAUGCCUAAUGUAUCCUAUCGCUUGGCAGGUGACAUUGACAUAAUAUAAUCAAUGCUAUUCACUACACCGGUCAGUGAUUUUAAAGGGACACUCCACUGCCCAAUUACAAAAUAAAUAAAAAUCACUGUUUAGGAAAUAUAACCCAAAUGAAAACCUUCAUGGGUUUAAUUAAGCAUUUUUCAUUGGGGUUAUAUUUAAAAUGAAAUUGCAAAAUCUGCAGUUUUAUUGUCUGCUGCCUUUGCAAGCCCUCCCCUUCUUUUCCUGCCCAGACUUUCUGUCGCUGUCCAAUCACAGACUUCCCAAUGCAGCUCAACGAGAAGUCUUUGCAAGAGUUUUAGAUUAAAGGACCACUAUAGUGCCAGGAAAACAUACUCGUUUUCCUGGCACUAUAGUGCCCUGAGGGUGCCCCCACCCUCAGGGACCCCCUCCCGCCCGGCUCUGGAAGGGGAAAGGGGUAAAAACUUACCUUUUUCCAGCGCUGGGCGGAGAGCUCUCCUCCUUCUCUCCUCCUCCAUUCCUCCUCCUGGGCUGAAUGCGCACGCGCGGCAAGAGCUGCGCGCGCAUUCAGCCCGUCGCAUAGGAAAGCAUUUACAAUGCUUUCCUAUGGACGCUUGCGUGCUCUCACUGUGAAAAUCACAGUGAGAAGCACGCAAGCGCCUCUAGUGGCUGCCAAUGAGACAGCCACUAGAGGAUUAGGGGGAAGGCUUAACCCAUUCAUAAUUAUAGCAGUUUCUCUGAAACUGCUAUAAUUAUGAAAGAAUGGGUUAACCCUAGAAGGACCUGGCACCCAGACCACUUCAUUAAGCUGAAGUGGUCUGGGUGCCUAGAGUGGUCCUUUAACCGAGCUAGCCAAACUAGGAAAUAACAGGAUAUGUUAUCCGAUUGACAGCCAGUGGGUAUAACCAUGUUCAUUUAUAAAAGUGUCAAUUUCUAUUGAAAUCUGCACUUUUUGCAAAUUAAAAAAAUUGGAUACUCUCUUCACACAUACAGCUUUUCAGCAAGCUAAUAAGGGGUCUUUAAUGUUGUGGCUGAUCAGUGUAUUUUGGUGUUUCUUAGCAACAGUGGUGAAUACUUGAACCUUUUUAUAUAAUUCUCUUUGUGUCACAAAGCAAAAUAUUUAGCAUUUUCAAAGUGCUAGGUAUGUAUGAAAAUCAAUAUAUGGAAUUGAAAUAGAUUUUAUUAGAAAUCAAGGCUUCAAAUGUUGAAUUUUGAAAUCUAUGUAUUGUAAAAUAACCUUCAGAGAAUUCAGCAUGGGUUAGGGGUCGGAGCGAGCAAAAGAGAGCCAUUAAAAGCCACCUCCAGCCACAUGAUGAAUUAGAAUACAAUUAAAAAUCUUUCUUAAAAUCAGUUAUAUAGAAAACUUUUGCCAUUUCAUUCCUCCCCCCCCCCCCCUUAAAUAAAUUUGCCAAAAUGCUUCACUUUUAUUAUUAGUAAUUAUUUUUAAUUUCGGACGUAGUUGAGUUCAACAAUAAUCCAGGCAGACACGUCCAUCUUUUCUCUGUUUGUUUAGCUAACGAUCCAUCUAUUUCAUUCAUAAGUCUUGUGAUAUCGGCAUGCACCGCUCAAGUCAGGAAAUAAGUUAAUUAAAAAAAUGAGUUGACUCAAAGUUUACAGGGAUAUUUCAAACAAUACAAGACUACUAUUUCUACAUCCACAGGGCACGGGGAAAGUUAUUCAUGUCUGUCGAAGCUUGAAGAUAUUUAAUGUUUGUUUUGUCCUCUACUUUUGGUGGGUCAGAGACUCUGGGAUCAUGCAUUGGGUCUUUGCAUUAAUAUUGCGAUGUAAUGAGAAUUCUAUUAUUCUAAUCCUGGAGUUAUAAAGGAAUAUGGGAGAGUGCACCUUCAAAUAAAGAUAUUGAUCUGCAUUUUAGAUUGAGUUGGAAUCUCUUUAAAAUUGUAGCUGUUACUACAACUUUCAGUUUUAAUAAACCUGUACAAUUUCUGUGGUUUUUUUUUUGACAAUUACAUUACUUUAUGUAGUUGCAUAGUAAUCUAGGUUGAAAAUCACUCAAGACAAUCAAAUUCACUCUUUAAAACACAUCUUUUUACGUAGUUGAUCCAAAAGGAGGCAAAAAAAAACCCAAAACAAUUUGAAGCGAUGGCCAAUUAGGCCUCAAAAAUGGGGAAAAUAAAUUUCUUCUUGACUCCAUAACGGAAGUCCAAUUUUAUCACGACUGAUUUGUUUAUCAUUUGUUGGUAAUGGGGUUUUUAUAACUCUACAGCUGGAAUACAAGGGUCUGUUGUGUGUUUGUGUUGACAUGGUUUAUAUGACACACAUACAUUCUGCUUGCAGCUGUGGAUUACAUUGUGAAAUAAAUCUCUGAGUCCAGGCCUGUCACUUUAUUACGUGAUAUAAUCUCAUCUGUCUGGUGAUGGGAGCACUUUUCAUCAGCAUGUGUCCCCUCCAAAGAGAGACAUUGGAUAGUUAUAUGUAUAUUAAAGUCCCUUUAGGGAAAUGUUAAAGCUCAAUUUUGAUUUGUUUGUUUUAUACAAUGAUUCAAAUUAGUUUAAUGCAAUUUUAAAAUGGUACAUAAAACUGUACCGUCAAUGAGAGGUACCAAUGCAUUUUAUUGCACAGCCUUGGCCAAAAGUAUAUCCCAGAUGUUGUAGAAUUCACCUAACAUAAUGGCUUACCACCCCUAAUACUGAGGUCUACCUUUAGAGCUAGCUCUACAGACCUACAGUUACAGGUUUAUAGAAAUGUUUGGGGUUUUCUAAAGCAGGGUUCACUUAAAGAAAAAUCACAGCAACUACCCAAUGUGUACUGUGUAGAAUCACAGCAACUACAGAAUGUGUAGAUGCCAAUAUAUUCUCUGUUUAGAGUACUAAACCCACCUAUAUAUUCCAGGUCCUUGAGAUUCUCCUCACUGCAGGUCUGAUCCACCUCUUGUUAAGUCACCAACACUGAUAACUUGUGUCCAAUCAGAUGUUUCUCAUAGAGAAGCAAUGGGGCAGCACAUGGUGAGGGCUCAACACUCGUUGCAAUCCAAUUCUUCUCCAUGAGAAGCCCUCACGUUCAUUUUGAACUACAGAUGAAAGUGAGUGAAACAGGAAACCCCCCCCCCCACCCAUGGCUGUCUGGUUUACAACCAGGAGGUGUUCAUAAGGGGAUUUAUAGAAGUAAUGCUUUCUGUUAAAAUGGGAACUUUUAUAAAAUAAGGCAAAGUGCUUUAGGACAUUCAUGUCCAACCUUUUGGUUUAGCGGGCCACAUUGAGCGAAGAGGACUUGUCUUGGGCCGCACAUAAAAUAUGUAAUUUAUAUAAUAAAAUUUCAAAAGACCAUUUCUUAAUUUUAAUAUUUCAUUUGUUUAGUAGAUAACAUCCUUAUUUUUUAUCCUUAACUACGGAUAUCCCACACAAGGAUAACAAAUAAGUAAGUUAUCUACUAAAAACAUACUCAUGUAUAUGCAAACACACAUAAUCACAGAUAUGCACAUACACACACAAUCACAGACCUAUACACACAAUUACAGAUACACACACACACGCAAUCAUAGACCUAUACACACAAUUACAGAUAUACACACACAUGCAAUCAUAGACCUAUACACACAAUUACAGAUAGAUACACACACACACACACAGACACACACACAAUCAUAGACCUAUACACACAAUUACAGAUGUACACACAACCACAUACACACAUAAUUACUGGCAUACACACAAAAAUCAUAUUCAUACACACACAUUUAGUAAUUAAGCAGUCCACCAUACUACCUACCUUGCUCUGAGAGGGAUGGAAUGGAUCCUCUCCCUGGUGGUUGCAGCUGUGCUCUUCCUGCACAGGUCCAACAUGCGCCCAGUAGUGAUGCCGAGAUAACGUCAUAUCCCAGCUGCUGACUCACUGCAGGGAUCGCGAGGGAGCUGUGCAGAAACUGCAUAGUAAGUAAUGGGCUCCCUGCCUCCCCAGAGCCCGGAUGGCAUUACAAGCGGUUCAGGGCUGCGGAUUUUACAUGCCUGGUGUAGCAGAAUGAAGUGUCCCUUUAAACACAAUCCAUACAUUUGCUAGCACAGUAUACAGAUCACAUUUACAGCUCUCUAGGAUGAGCAGAAUUGUUUUAUACAAUCUUCCCAAUCUGAUCUUUAAAUUUCCUCAUUCACAACUGAAUGUCCUACAUUUUUAACAAAAGCAACAAUGGGUAGAGCUAAAAAUGCUAAGCAAUGCAACCCUAGCCAAUUAACCAUUUAAGGUACCAGUGCGAUCAAUCAGAAAUUGAAGUUGAAUUCACUUUACAUUCCCAACAAUUUCCUGCUAGACGAUUAACCACAUCAAUGUGCAGUAAUAGAAGGACUGGUGGAUCAAUCAUUUCUAAAACUUUUAGAUCGAUGUAGACUCCACCAUGCAAAGUCAGGGUUAAAUCUCACGUGUGAGUGCAGUAUCUUUUGGGCUUGCUCUGUUUUGAAUUCACACUAUUCUUGGAGAACGCUCUAUGUAGUUGAUGAUGGAAAAGCCUUUACCGUGCUAGUAAAUCUAUAUAUUUGUAACUUCUAGAUCACUAAAUCAAACCCAGAUGUGAAAAUUUUGAUGGAGUCCUGGACCCGGCAGGCUGGCUACCCUCUCGUGACUGUUCAGAAAAAAGGAAAAGAGAUCCUGCUCAGCCAGGAGCGAUUUCUGCAAUUGAGCAACAAUACAUUAAAUAUCAGGUGGGUUCUCUAUGAACAAGCAUCAUUUUGAUUAGUUUAAUAAUAAUACAUUUUGUUGUAUUUCUUGACACCUUGUAUAAACAACUUUUGGUGUAUAGCUCAUGCCCCUACAGUCUCGCUGGUCAAUUCUCUGCCAUUAUGGACUUAAAUCACUUUUGUUUCUGUUUCUGCAGGUCUCCUGGCUGUGAUUCGCACAGUAUGCAUGGGGAAAAAAAAAAGGUUUAAUUUGCAAUCCGAUCUUACAGCACAGUGUGUUUACUAUAGAAGUUUUUUUUUUAUUUCCUACUCUGUUACUUGAAGUUUAAUCAAGCACAGGACGUUGUGGCAGAUUAAAUUAACCGAGCAGGAGAUAAAACUUUUUAAAGUGUAUGGCAAGAUAGCUAUAAUCUUUAGACUCUCUUUCAGGAUGUAGGUAGAGCGGCUGUGUGAGUCUCAGCCAAGGGGGGUGUGGCUAGAUCUAAGUAAACAAAGGUAUGUUUUUAUUUACCUCCUUAAUGGCAGAGAUUUGAUCAUUGAGACUAAAGGGACAUAAUCUAUACACAAAAGCUGCUUCAUGAAGCUACUGUUGUUUUGGUGCCUAGACUAUUCCUUUAAUUUAGAGUAUAUUCAUGCAGAUUAGUUAUGCAUUUAGUUUUAUUUCUGGUUUAAUGGAGUUCAAGGUACUGGCGCAGUUAAUAGAAACAUAGAAUGUGACGGCAGAUAAGAACCAUUCAGCCCAUCUAGUCUGCCCAAUUUUCUAAAUACUUUUAUUAGUCUCUGGCAUUAUCCUAUAGUUAGGAUAGCCUUAUGCCUAUCCCACGCAUGCUUAAACUCCUAUAUUGUGUUAACCUCUACCACUUCAGCUGGAAGGCUAUUCCAUGCAUUCACUACCCUCUCAGUAAAGUAAUACUUCCUGAUAUUAUUUUUAAACCUUUGCCCCUUUUAUUUAAGACUAUGUCCUCUUGUUGUGGUAGUUUUUAUUCUUUUAAAUAUAGUCUCCUCCUUUACUGUGUUGAUUCCCUUUAUGUAUUUAAAUGUUUCUGUCAUAUCCCCCCUGUCUCGUCUUUCCUCCAAGCUAUACGUGUUAAGAACCUUUAACCUUUCCUGGUAAGUUUUAUCCUGCAAUCCAUGAACCAGUUUAGUAGCCCUUCUCUGAACUCUCUCUAAAGUCUCAAUAUCCUUCUGGAGAUACAGUCUCCAGUACUGUGUACAAUACUCCAAGUGAGGUCUCACCAGUGUUCUGUACAAUGGCAUGAGCACUUCCCUCUUUCUACUGCUAAUACCUCUCCCUAUACAACCAAGCAUUCUGCUAGCAUUUCCUGCUGCUCUAUUACAUUGUCUGCCUACCUUUAAGUCAUCAGAAAUAAUCACCCCUAAAUCCCUUUCCUCAUAUGUUGAGGUUAGGACUCUAUCAAAUAUUCUGUACUCUGCCCUUGGGUUUUUACGUCCAAGAUGCAUUAUCUUGCACUUAUCCACAUUAAAUGUCAGUUGCCACAAUUCUGACCAUUUUUCUAGUUUACUUAAAUCAUUUGCAUUUGGCUUAUUCCUCCUGGAACAUCAACCCUGUUACAUAUCUUAGUAUCAUCAGCAAAAAGACAUACCUUACCAUCAAGACCUUCUGCAAUAUCACUAAUAAAAAUAUUAAAGAGAAUGGGUCCAAGUACAGAUCCCUGAGGUACCCCACUGGUGACAAGUCCAAGCUUCGAAUAUACUCCAUUAACUACAACCCUCUGUUGCCUGUCACUCAGCCACUGCCUUACCCAUUCAACAAUAUUGGAAUCCAAACUUAAAGAUUGCAGUUUAUUGAUAAGCCUUCUAUGUGCAACACUGUCAAAAGCCUUACUGAAAUCUAGGUAAUGAGGAAAUCUGCUGCAGCCACUGCAUGUAUCUCAGGCGUAUCCGGUUAUAACCUGUGUGCAAGGUGCUUGUGAACUGCAAAUCCAAUGAUUCGUUGCCUCUUACAGGUUUGCAAGGAAUGAUAGGAGUCACAGUCCAAAAGGUAUGCAGCUCAAACAUGCUCUGCACUUACCAUUAGGUGCUGCUAAUGAAAUACUCUUUAUUAAUUGACCAUCAGCAUAUGUGACCACCUCUAUAAAAGCUGACGUUUUAGCAUGAUCUGGAGCAUUCAGUUGUGUUUUAACACAAUGCCAAGGAGGAACGGCAUCAGCAAUGAUUUUAGAGAAGCAAUUGUUGUUGCCCAUGAAACUGUCUGGUUAUAAGGCCAUUUCCAAACAUGUUAAAUUCUAUCAUUCUAUAGUGAGAAAGAUUAUGCAAAAGUGGAAAACAUUCAAGACCGUUUUAAAUCUUCCCAGGAGUGGAUGGCCCAGCAAAUUCACCCCAGGGACUCUACAAGGCUCCGUUAGCAUGUUAAAUGUUAAAGCUCAAGACAGUACAAUUAGAAAAAGACUGGACAAUUAUGGUUUGUUUGGAAGGGUUGCCAGGAGAAAGCAUCUUCUCUCAAAAAGAUUAUGGCAGCACAGCUUAGGUUUGCAAAGUUGUAUCUGAAUAAACCACAAGACUUCUGAAACAAUGUCCUUUGGACAGACACUACCAAAGUAGAGAUGUUUGACAAUAAUUCACAGCGCCAGGUUUGGUGAAAACCAAACACAGCAUAUUGGCACAAACACCUCAUACCAGCUGUCAACCACAGUGGUGGAGGGGUGAUGAUUUGGGCUUGUUUUGCAGCCACAAGACCUAGGGACCAUCCAGUCAUUGAGCAGAUCGUGAACGCCUCUGUAUCACAAAGUAUUAAUUCUAGAGUCAAACGUGAGGCAAUCUGUCAGACAGCUAAAGCUUGGCCAAAAUUGAGUCAUGCAACAGGACAAGGAUCCCAAGCACACCAGCAAAUCUACAACCGCAUGUCUGAUAAAGAAAAUAAUCAAAGUGUUACAAUGGUCCAGUCAAAGUCCAGAUCUCAACCCAAUUGAAAUGCUGUGGCAGGACCUUACGAGAGCUGUGCAUAAACAAAUGCCAAAAAAGAAUAGUGGUCCAAAAUUCCUCCACAACGAUGUGUGAGACUGAUAAAGUCAUACAGAAAGCAAAUACUCCAAAUUAUUGCUGCUAAAGGUGGUUCUACAAACCACUAAAUCAUAUAAUGUACUUAGUAUUUCACCCAUGGCUUCUCCAUUUGGCUUUAUUUUUCUAAAUAAAUUUUGACACGGUGUAAAUGUUAUGUGUUGUUACAUCUGAGGUUGUAUUUACCAUAUUUAAGACCUGCUAAGGAACAGAUUAUGUCCUGAUUUGUAAAACCAUACACUUCGACAUGUGACUUAUCCUGCAUAGUCCUCUCACACAGGGCCACAAUGUUGGAGGCAAUCUGACACCCUGCUGGUUCGAGAGAUAGAAUAUCAUAGGCCUUCAUAUGCUGCGUGGGACUAUGCAUUCCCUAUACAGGGGGUUGGCUAACUACAUCCUGGGACAUGAGAGAACUUUACAGGGCGCUAUACUACUGUCUUGGGGGACACUCUCCAUUACAUGCCAUAAGUAUAUGUAGAACCCAAGAGUCUUUCUUUGUUCAGAUGCAUGAAUCCUAUUCUUUUCCUAUAUAUAGUUUGAUAAAAUACAUAGCCUGAGAAUGGUAUCAAACAUUUUGUUUUACUGACUCACAUUCUCUUGUUUCUGAUUUUAAAGGGAAACUCCAGUGCCAGGAAAACAAUCCGUUUUCCUGACACUGCAGGUUCCCUCUCCCUACCACCCCCCAAUCCCCGGUUGCUGAAGGGGUGAAAACCCCUUCAGUAACUUACCUGAGGCAGUGACGAUUUCCCACGUCGCUGCUUCUCCCUCCACGCCGCUCCUCCUUCUGACUGAGUCGGCCGGUGUGCGAGACUGAUCCCGCCCACCGGCCGGGAAGACCUAAUGCGCAUGCGCGGCAAUGCUGCACAUGCACAUUAGCGCUCCCCAUAGGAAAGCAUUGAAAAUGCAUUUCAGUGCUUUCCUAUGGGGAAAUGAGCGAAGCUGGAGGUCCUCACACAGUGUGAGGACGUCCAGCGACGCUCUAGCACAGGUUUCCUGUGCUAGGAACCAGGAAGUGCCCUCUAGUGGCUGUCUAGUAGACAGCCACUAGAGGUGGAGUUAACCCUGCAAGGUAAUUAUUGCAGUUAAUAAAAACUGCAAUAAUUACACUUGCAGGGUUAAGAGUAGUGGGAAUUGGCACCAGACCACUCCAAUGGGCAGAAGUGGUCUUGGUUCCUGGAGUGUCCCUUUAACUACACAAAGUGCAGUGUCUCUGGCAUUUAAUGUUCAGCCUGAUUUCAAAUCUUCUGAUUUUUAUUUCAGUUUAAAUGUCCAUGUAUCCAAAUGUUCUGUUUCACCAUGCACAACAAAAAUAAAGAUUAUUGAAAAAGAAUUCAAAGAGGGUGCACUUUCUUUUUCCCAUAACUGUGUGUGUAUGUAUGUGUGUGUGUAGAUAUGUAUUUGUGUGUGUGUGUGUGUGUGUAUAUAUAAAAUCCAAGUAGAGAGCACUCUGGAGUCUCAAUAGUAAUUUUAAACUGUUGCUUUAUGUAAGCAAUUACAGUGAUACAUGUAAAAAAGUCGACGUUUCAGUCUAUUCAGACUUUUAUCAAGAGGGUCUUGAUGAAAGUCUGAAUAGACUGAAACGUUGACUUUUUUUUACAUGUAUCACUGUAAUUGCUUAAAUAAAGCAACAGUUUAAAAUUACUAUUGAGACUCCAGAGUGCUCUCUACUUGGAUUUUAUAUUUGGUUGGAGACUGCACCGGAGCAACUGAAACACCGGGAGCAUCGAGUGCUGGGACCUGAGAGAGAGAGAGAGAGAGAGAGAGAGAGAGAGAGAGAGAGAUAGAGAUACUUUCAUAUAUAUAUAUAAUUUUAAAAAAAAUUUUUUUCUAUUUAAAAGUUUUAGAAUGGCUUGACUUCUUACCUGGGGUUAGAUGAGUGCUGCUCCCCGCCUCCACUACAGCCAGCAGAAUGUCUGAAGCUCCUGCUUAGUAGUUUCCAUUUUCUCUACCGAGCUAAGACUUGCAGUGGCCAACAGUGUAGGCUGAUCACUCUUAGCCACUGAGCUAGGCUGUAGCGUAGACUGGGAGCGAUGGCCAUCCGACUGCCAUCUAAGAAUUCAAGCUGAUCUAAAAUGGCUCUAGGGAAAUCUUGGCACCAUGAUUAGUACAGGGCCUUGUAGAGGUCAUGGUGCUUGUUCCAUCAAACAGGAUAUGAUGCUAUAUUUUUAAUUAAUUGGCAAGUUAAUAUGAGAUUGGUGCGAUAUUAAGUAUUUAUGAAAUUCAGAAGUAAUAAUGUGAUAUUUUGUCUUUACUGUAGCACUGUAUGGAACGUUCCUCUCUCCUAUAUCACAAGCAACUCUUAUGGAAGCAGUUCUACCUACCUACUAAACCAAACAGCAGGUAAUAGCAGUCUUGUUUAAAUAAUAUAGAAUAAUGCAAUACAAACAAAUAGGUCAUGUUUGACUAUAAAUAUCUGCUCACUUUAAUGACCUAAAUGAGCAGUUGUCACCUUUUUGUAGGUGUAAUUCUUCUUUUACUCGCCAAAUGCUAAAUAGGUUGACACGUUCAGUGGAUCCCUGUGCAGUUGUGCUGUUUGAUGGAUGCAUUGAUGGUGACCCCUUACAGUAGGCACUCUCACACUUGGGAUUUGUUCUUGCCAGUCUGUUCUCUGCAUUAAGGAGUGUGUAGACCACAGGAACGUUAUCAGGUUCCAGAAACACCUGAGGCUUGAGGUCAAAGAAAAGCUUUGAUGACUCGUACACUAAGAAAGAGCUGGAAAUGUCAUGAUAUAUCCCCUCUUCUCUAUGUUAUGUUGCUGCCUUUCAGUGUUAUUUGUUCUGUCCUCCAGCACCUUGCCCCGUCAACAAUAACCCAGGGGAAUUGGCCCAAUCCCUCUAGGUAGCUUGGAUUACCACUAGACUAGUGAUCUUUCAUUUUAUAAUAGGUAUCUGAUUUGAGAAGCCUGAUGUAAAAAUAAAAACAAAAAACACUUAUAAUCUCUGACCUUCUCCAUAGACUCUAGGCUGUAAAGGGCCCCACAUACAGAGCUUCAGCCUCCGACCCUUCCCCUUCCCCUUCCACUUUGCUAGCAACCUUUUACUAUAUUUUCCUAUUAAUCUGUUUUCCGGUGAAUGACAAUGGAAGCCAAGACCACUAUGACAUAGCCCCUUUCCCAAACCCCCACCCAUGCUACAUACUACUUGAGAUAUACUGUGUAUAUACUCCUAUAACCUCCGAUCCAGUACCAGCACUUUAUUUAGUCUACCUCAAUACAAAAAGAAAGCAGCUCGAUUCUCCUUUUCCUACAAAGUGCCGCAAUUGUGGAACGACCUCCCGCACACUUUUAAAUCCUCCCCAAGCUUAAAGUCCUUUAAGAGAUCCCUCUCUACAUAUCUCAAAACAGAAUGCACCUGCCAUGGUUGAUUAUAAUAUAUUUCCAACCUGUACUAAGUUAAAUUUUGUAUAUAUUGUGUAGUGAUAUUAUUUUUGUAUUUUAUUGUACCCUAUUGUAUCAAUGCAAUGUUUUGUGGACCCAGGACAUACUUGAAAACGAGAGAAAUCUCAAUGUAUCCUUUUUGGUAAAAUAUUUUAUAAAUAUGGUAUAUUGAGAUAUAACCAUUGUGAUGUACCCAUGCAGCAUUAAUUGUAGGUGUUGACUCUUUCCUGCUUAGCUGAUAUAAGCCACAAAGGGGUUAUUUAUAGUUAUCAACUUUGGAGCGUUAUGAAGUAAUACACCACUUGUUACUUUGGUUGUGUUUAAUUUAGAGAUUUACCUUAUCAGAGGAACCUUCUAAAAAGAACCGUAUAAAGUCAAUUAUAAUUUUAUUGAGCAAGAGCAAAGGGUAUCAAUAAAAGUCACAUCAACAUAGCAUUAGAGAAUAUUCCACAUAAAGCAAUAAGGAAGUCACAAUAAAAUACAGCGGGAAUCAAUAAAACAAAUGUUGCCGUAUACAGGGUUAGUAACGAAAGUGAAAACUCCAAGUCAAUUUCAAACUAAAGGCGAAAGUAAAAGAAUUAGAAGCCGAAUUUUUGCAGUUCAGAUAUUUUGACCUGAAAUUUGAAAUUUACUUUGAAUAAGCCUGAUUGUUUUAUCAAGAAGAUUAAACAAAAGUUAUGAUGUGGCUUAAUCCUAACCAGUCCCUCUCUAUUCUAUUUUUUUUUUUUUUUUUAAUACAAUUACAGAACACAGCUCUAAAAUGACCAUGAUGUAGUUAUAGAAGAAAACACUGACAACAAAACUAAAUUUUGUCCAAGAUAUAUAUAGAUUGGGGCAUUGUAUUUUUUUGAACAUGAAAUAAAUCUAACACAGUAAUUGAAAAAAACGUGGAAUGCACCAUAUCUUUUGGAAAAAAACAAAAAAUAUAUAUAUAACUUUAAAGAUAUGUAUGAAGUUAUUCAUUCACAAGAAACUAGUAGACAUAACAUAUAGAAAGGAAUAUACAUUGGUACCUCGGUUUCCGAAUUUAAUGCGUUCUCCGGGACGUUUCUUAUUGGGAAACAUUUGUAAACUGAAACGCGGUUUCCUAUAGGAAUGCAUUAAAAAAACAAUCCGUUCCGGAGGUCAGAAAAAAGUCAAAAUGAGCUGGCAUGGACACCAACUCACAAUGCAGAACACACAAUAAAAGGCAUGCAAACGACAGCUCAGCUCCCUACCUUUCCACCGCUUGAGAAAUGCACAAAAAAAGUUCUAAAAUGUCCCAAAACCACUGCAAAAAUUUUCCAGAAUGGCUCCAAAACUCAAUGCAAAAGCUGCUCCAACACCUCCACACUCGAAGCCACAUGCUACCCGCAGGCUCCAGCAUGCACGGGGGCGGCGCUAUAAACCUCCCAGGCGCAAUGCAUCCUGGGGAAACUCGCUUUGUAUUGUCAAAAAAAUUUGUAAACCGAGGCUUUAUUUUCAAUGGAUUUUUUUUUUUUUUGUAUACCGAAAAUUGUUAACCGAGGCGUUUGUAAACCGAGGUCGCACUGUAUAAGGUUUUUCAUUCACAAAGAGACAGUUUAGUGUUCACAAAAUUUGUUUUACUGAUUUCCAUUGUAUUUCAUUGUGACUUUCUCAUCCAUGUUUUUAAAAUGCCUAACGCGGAAAUGUCACCGCGGGUGUAGUGGGGUGAAUAAUGCAAUGGAGGUAAAUAAAUAAAAAAUAAAAAUUACCUCCACUGCACUUCCGCCAUCGUGACAAUUAUGUCAGUAAAUAAGUUAGUAACUCAUGUUUUUUUUUCUCCAUAACAGGUAAAAUAAUUCUACCAAAUGAAGAAUCUUGGGUAAAAUUCAAUGUUCGAAUGACUGGAUACUAUUUAGUCGACUAUGGUCAAGAAGGCUGGAUUGCACUGAUUAGACAACUUCACGAUAAUCACACCGUUCUCUCUCCAGACGACCGAGCAAAUCUAAUCCAUGACAUAUUCUUAAUUGGGGGGUAUAACAAUAAAUUCCUUCUUUUUUUUUUUUUUUUUUUUUACUUAUGUAUUUUGAAUCUGAAUUUUUAUUAUCGUUGUUUUUCAAGUACGUUGGCAACUUUUCAUGUAAAAAAAAAUAUAUAUUUAAAAAAAUUUAAAUAAGAGAAGUUUUAUAAUCUCUCUUGCACUUUAUACAUGGGAAAAGUCAGAUAUUUGUCUUUCCAGAGCAAUAUGUUUCAUUGCAUUUUGGAAUGUUCGUGUGUUUGUUUCAUACUGGACAGGAAAUGAUGAUUGACCUCAACCUAGCCCUGGAUAUUUCAACAACCAGUUGAUUUAUUGAAACUGCUAAGUGAACAGAAUGCUGUAUCUUGUGGUUUGUGCAAUGCACGUAGCUCUACAAGGAAGAUUUUGAAUGAUGAUUUUAGUUAAAAAUAUUUUAAGGACUUUUUUUAUUUUUUUUUAAAAACAAGGAUGAGUAAUAGCAUGUCAGAUUUUUAUAUCUCUUUUGUCUACUAGUUUAGUAUUAAAAGAUAAAAUGUUUCUGUGCUGUUGGAAUUACUCAUGUUUUUGUCUUCCUAGUUGUGGUCUCCUGUUAGUUUCUGUGCCGAUUGCUACUAAUUUAGCAGCUUGGCCAAGAAUCCUUAUGACUUGAUAAACUAAUCUCCUGGGUAACCAGAUGGCUUGGAUAUAAAGUUCCUUCUGUUUUAACUUCCUAUUACUCUUAUUUCUUUAUAAAUGUACAUUGUGACACACUGCUGCUAGAGAGUUGUAUCAUGGAGUUAUUUGAAAUGAAUUCAGCAGUAAUAGACUUGUGCAAUAAUUUGUUGGACGGGAUUCACCCGAAUAAAAUGUCCUGUUAAUCAAUACCAGAACAAAUCGUUUCGAUAUUAUACAAGAGAGAUGUGCCCAGCCUCCCUGAAUAGCCAAUGAACGUAUAACUAUAUUAUUAUUAUCACUUUGUAUCAUAUUGUGCUGUAAAUAAAUGUGACACAAGUCACCUAAAGUGCCGAUGCAUUAAAAUACAUGCACUUUUACAAGUAUAAAGCACAACAAAGGUGUGCUAGUAGCACUUUCCCCCAAGGUCCACUUAUCUCCAGACAGUCCUGUUCUUUACUGCUCAGUUGGUAGACAAGUACUCCUUGAAGAAGGCCUUAGUUCUGGCCUUAGUCCAGAUAAGAUGAAACGUGCCAAGCUUAUUCUAUACAUGUGGUGUGGACAGGAGGCUUGCAGACCAUAAAAGAAGUAAGGCAAGGACUAGGAUCUUCUUCACUGUGGACCAGCUGAGCAGUAAAGAGGGGGACUAAUUGGAGAUAAAUGACCCUUGGGGCAAAGUGCUAUUCACACACUCUUGUUGUGCGCUUUGUAUUUGUAAUAAUGAACCAGCACUUUAGGUGAUGUAUGUCACAUUUAUUUACAUUGUCCACACAUUUGCUCCAGACACACUUUUGGUGUUUGCUGUCCUUGCAUAGCCAUCAUUAAAGUUCAUUGUGUAGGAGUGUAUUAUAGAGCUCUGGGGUAUAUGUAGUAUUCUAGUGUUGUAACCACUACUUCACAAAUUCGCUGUACACAACCCUGUCAAAUUAAUUUGCUUGGUAUAUUUCUCUUCUGAUAGGUUGGGGAAAGUCAGCUUAUCAAACGCUUUUGAUCUAAUAUCAUAUAUUGUAAACGAAACCGAUGUUGUUCCCAUUAAAGAAGUGCUACAUCAACUUCAUCACAUCCAUGCGAUCUUAGACAAACGUUCGGAGAUUGAAUUGGCUAACAAAGUAAUGGUAUGUAUAUCACUUGGCUCGGUUUUAUUUACAUAAAUGUAAUCAUAUAUUAUUGUAAUUGUGAUAUUAUCUUGAUUUCGUUGCAUUUAUUUACUUAAUACGUCUAUAUGAGCCCCUUGGCAUGUAUUUUUAUAAAUUUAAUAAAUUGAAUUGUACCAAUUAUUGGCCAGAAUUCUCACAUUUAUUAAUCUGUGUGAGCUUUAACCGUCACCUCCCUAUUAAAAAUCACUACCUACAUCCCUUUCCAUAUUCAGGACAUAUUUAAUUAUGCUUCCAUGUACACAAUGGAGGGACUGCAGUCAUGUUGAAUUGGAAUAAUCUACUGUGUAAAGGUGCAAUAUACCACUGGAGUGGCAAGGCUCAAACUAUCAUUUCUACUUUACAGGAAAGUUGAGGCACCUGAGAUUAUUAAAAAAACAUUUCGGCCAUGCCGUUGUUGUCUUUCUCAAGCUAUAGCGCUGACUUGAGAAAGGCUACGUGGAUCGUUUGGCUGAAACAUUGUCUCGAUUGCUUGGAUGUUUUAAUUAAAGUCUGCGUUUUUAAGAAUCUUGAGUGCCUGGACUUUCCUAUAUACUUCAUUUUGUGACCGGAAAUGAAAUCAAACAGUCCACCCAGGCACUUAUAAAGAAGAUUUAAAAGAAAAUCAAGGAAACUUGCUUGUACAAAAAUGCUAUAUAUAUUUUUUCCCCAUAAUGAUAAAUAAUACACAGACCCAGUGUUCUCACACUCCUCUCCAAAAACAUAAUAUUGUGCAACCUGAUGUUUUGCAGAGAUAAAGGAAGCAGCUACUAUAGUAAAUACAUUGUUACACUUCAUUACAUACAUCGAUGUGUAAGCAUUUGGUUCAUGAGCAUUUUUGUCCACGUAGCUCAAAUAAAAAUGAUCAAUAAAGUUUGUCUUUUAUAUGACACUAUUUUCAAAUGUUCAUGUGAUUUCAGCAACGUGGUUUGAGCUUAUUGAAGGCCAGAAUUGAUAAUCAGACCUGGAAUGACGAAGGAGGUUUACCCCAACGAGAGCUGAGAUCCACCCUUCUCGAUUUUGCUUGUUCUUAUGGCGAUAAAGAGUGUAUAAUUGUUGCUACAAACCUUUUUAACCAGUGGAAGAACAAUGGAACACAGUAAGGACGGGGCACGUGGUUUCCAGCCAUUGUUGGAUCCAGUGUGAUGUGACACACAUUUGAUGAGAUAUUUCAUAUUGUUCUAUACAUAUAAAAUAUGUUAUUCUAAGUUCUUUCUUACAUAGACACUAAAACCAGCAAUUUGGCUGCAUGACAUAAUCUACAGCUUUCUUUUAUAACAUUACCAUUUCAACAUGCUAAUUAUAUAGCAUAAACUAUAUAUAUCACAUGCUCAACCCGUAUAUUAGAUGAGUUGCUGGGGGAUCAGACUUAUCUGGACUGGAGUCCCCUGCAGAGUCCUGAAAAGCUCCAAUUUGACUUUGGAAUCCUUACAUUGGCCUCAAUUUAAUAAUGUUGGAUACGUUUUUCAAAUGGUUUAAUAUUUUUAGGAUAAACAUUUAUAAUUAUUUUUUCAACAUAUUAAAAUGUAAAAAAAAUAUAUCCCCGAUAUAAAAAAAAAAAUAUAUAUAUAUAUAUAUAUAUAUAUAUAUAUAUAUAUCCAUAUUACAAAAUAUCAAUAGUUUUUAUAAUAUUAAAUUAUUUCAGAAGUUUACCCAACAAUAUUAAAUCAAGGCCAUGGUAAGUACCAAGUCCCAUGUAACAUUGAAAGAGAAAUAACACUUCAAAUUACACAAUUUGUGAAAGUGACACUUUAAGGUUUUAUAUUCAGACUUAAUAAUACAGCACAGUGUGGGGGUAUUGCUGUGUAAACAGUGAUUUAAUGCUACAAAUUUAGAAUUAAUUCACUAUAGAGUUAAUACAAUAUAGUGUAGGGUUAAUACAGAUUUUUAUAAAUGUAGCUUUAUAAAACAAUCUGAAUUAAUUUGACUACUUGGUGUUAUAAUGUUAUUUACAGAACAUAUUAGGGUUUAGUGUUUGACUUAGGAUGUCAGAUACAGCUGGGUUUUAGGUGCUUUAAAUUAAAGGGACACUAUAGUCACCAAAACAACUUUAGCUUAAUGAAGCAGUUUUGGUGUAUAGAACAUGCUCCUGCAGCCUCACUGCUCAAUCCUCUGCCAUUUAGGAGUUAAAUCCCUUUGUUUAUGAACCCUAGUCACACCUCCCUGCAUGUGACUUGCACAGCCUUCCAUAAACACUUCCUGUAAAGAGAGCCCUAUUUAGGCUUUCUUUAUUGCAAGUUCUGUUUAAUUAAGAUUUUCUUAUCCCCUGCUAUGUUAAUAGCUUGCUAGACCCUGCAAGAGCCUCCUGUAUGUGAUUAAAGUUCAAUUUAGAGAUUGAGAUACAAUUAUUUAAGGUAAAUUACAUCUGUUUGAAAGUGAAACCAGUUUUUUUUCAUGCAGGCUCUGUCAAUCAUAGCCAGGGGAGGUGUGGCUAGGGCUGCAUAAACAGAAACAAAGUGAUUUAACUCCUAAAUGACAGUGAAUUGAGCAGUGAAAUUGCAGGGGAAUGAUCUAUACAUUAAAACUGCUUUAUUUAGCUAAAGUAAUUUAGGUGACUAUAGUGUUCCUUUAAUAUAUGUGGAUGGGCCAUACAACUUACUUGAGCUGACAACCCAGGUAUUUUGCCACCAAGUAUGUAUGGUCUCACAGGUUCUCCUUAUAAAGGUUAGGGGUUGGUAAGGGCCAUGAUAAUCACCAGACCAAUUUUACUUAAUGAAUCCGUUUUUGUGUACAGAUCAUGCCUCUGAAGUUUCACUGCUGAAUUCUCUGCCAUUUUGGAGUUUAUUCACUUUUUUUGUUUCUGUUUUAUGCAGCCCUAUCCACACCUCCCCUGCCUGUGACUGACACAACCUGAAUGAAAACAAAAUGGUUUCAAGUUCAAUCAGAUGUAACUUACUUUAAAGGUUUGUAUCUCCUGUUCUGUAAAUUGAACUUUAAUUACAUAUGUGCUUAUGGAAGGCUGUGCAAGUCACAUGCAGGGAGGUGUGACCAGGGUUCAUAAACAAAGGGAUUUAACUCCUACAUGUGAUUAAAGUUCAAAUUAGAGAUUGAGAUACAAUUAAUUAAGGUAAAUUACAUCUGUUUGAAAGUGAAACCAGUUUUUUUUUCAUGCAGGCUCUGUCAAUCAUAGCCAGGGAAGGUGUGGCUAGGGCUGCAUAAACAGAAACAAAGUGAUUUAACUCCUAAAUGACAGUGAAUUGAGCAGUGAAAUUGCAGGGGAAUGAUCUAUACACUAAAACUGCUUUAUUUAGCUAAAUUAAUUUAGGUGACUAUAGUGUUCCUUUAAGGUAUUAUUGUUAUUAUUAUUGCCAUUUAAAUGGCGCAAACAGGUUCCAUAGCACUUUACAAUAUGAGAGGGGGAUUUAACUAUAAAUAGGACAAUUACAAGAAAACUUACAGGAGCGAUAGGUUAAAGAGGACCCUGCUCAAACGAGCUUACAGUCUAUAGGUAAUGCUCCCUUCCUGUGUCACUAUGAUUGACAGUUCCUCUUGCCCCCUUCAAAAUGUUUGGCUUUUUUGGGGGAUUCUCCCCUAGGCUGGACAGGCCAUUCCCAUGUUGCCAACAUCCUUGGCAUUUCAAUUUGUGUCCAAAUGAGGUGACAUCUAUCACUGAAUUCCUAUACUUCUCUAGGUGAAGUAUGGUGCUCUUGCUAGACGAGUAGUCAUAACAGUGCCGUGUUGGAGAGCAGGAGAACCACUGUAAGGGUGCUUUACUGCUCUUCCUAGUUAAUCAGUUGUUGAGAUUGAGGUCUACAAUGAUUCUAUGCUGAAAAUAAAUUGACAGAUUAGGGAAAGUCCAAAACUUUUUGUAGAUUUUAAAGAGUUUAUGUAUCUGCUAGCACAAGGUAUAGGUCAAAUGAUGUCUCUCAUUAACAGUAGAGCUGUGUGUACCACAACAGGUACACUUUAAAUUAAAGGAACCGCCAAUUCCUUUUUUUUUAAGGGGACUAAUGAAGCAGAUUUUCCCCCCCAUAAAUGUAAAGAGAUUUUUGUUUAGGAUCCCGGGGAGGAUGAUUUAAAAGCCUGGAAACCGUUGCCCAUUGAAUGUGGUUUUGCAAAAUUCCAAUUAUAUUUCACAUACUGGCAUGUGAAAAUAGUAACAAAUAUUCCCAGACCUACUGAACAUCAUCUUGCCACCCCUAUUCUAAUUGUAUUACGUGAACACGCGCUUCUAUAAAUUAGAACACAGUGUAUUUCUUCUUUUCUUCUUCAGACUUCCCACGGAUGUAAUGAAAGUUGUGUUUAAAAUUGGUGCACACACAGACGAAGGCUGGGCGUACCUCUUACAGGUAUACAUGUCUUCCUCGUACGCAGCAGAAAAGUUGAAAAUAUUGGAAGCACUUUCAAGCACAGAUAAUGCCAAGAAGUUAAUUUGGUAUGUACACAAGCUCCCGAAAAUGCAAAUGAAGUUUGUGUAAAUUGGCAAAAAAAAAUGUACUCACAAUACUGACGUAUAAUUGGAUAAGCUGGGUGGGUAGGGUUUUUGGGGGGAGAGGGGGGGUUUGAAAUUCUUAAAAUAAAAAAUAAAAAUCAUUUUUUUUCUUCACUAUUAUUUUUGUGACAUGACUGCUUCAAUGUUCCAUUUCAAUUCCAUUAACCAAGUGGGCGUAAUGAACUGGUUGAUGCUAGAAUAUAAUAGUGACUUUAGCAGAAAGAAAUAGAUUUGCAGAAAAAUGCCGCAACUAUUUUGUUCUAGAACGUCCUGAAAACAACCUCUUUUUCUCCUCCUUAGGUUAAUGCAAGAGUCCCUCCGAGGACAGAUGAUAAAGUCUCAGGAUCUGCAAACGGUCAUUGCUUAUAUCUCUAGGAAUGUACCUGGCUUCUUAGUAGCAUGGAACUUCGUGAAACAGAACUGGGAUGAAAUCACUCAGAAGUAAGGGCACAGUUUACCACGUGGACAACUAGCUUCUCAGAAAUGUAUCUUCUGUCCGUCUCUUGCAGUGUUACUCCAGUAAUGCACACAAAGUGUACAGUUUAACGGAAUCUAUUUGUGGAAAAGCUUAAUUUCAAUCGCAACAAAUGUUUUCUACCAUUACCACCACCUACAGGGGGGGGAAAAAAACAGGGAAAGGUGGUCUGUUAUCAGGCUCUCCAUUUAGUUGUACCCAGUUGAAGGCUGAGGAACGUUUGCGUAUUGCCCAAAGUUACUGAAUUCCUAUGUAGUAGAUAUGCUAUUGCAUUAGGUUGAAUGUAUGCCUGGAUGAUUAAAACUGUGAUCAUGAUUAUUUAUUUACUUGGAUUCUAGAUUCCAGCCUGGAUCAUUUCCCAUACAGACAAUUGUCGCCAAGACCACGUUCAAGUUUUCUACAGAAGCCUAUUUAAAUGAGGUCAGUAAUAGCCGAGUAAUGUUAAUUCGAAAGUAUUGCCUACGGUUUUUCUUGGCUGAUCACAAUAUUUUGCACUAAACCUCAUUGUUUAGCUUUCCUAAAGGCAGGAAAGCAGAAUUGCCACAGUUUCAGGAUUUUGGCCAAAUUCUACAUUUAUUAAACCUUGUGAUAAUUAAUACUGGCAUAUGAUGAGAUGGUGAUGGUCUUUACAUCACAUAAGUGAAUAAAACAGGCCUAUGACCCCGACUAAACUGAGAAAUUUAGCAUUUGCUAAGAGGAUUUUAUAGUGACCAGUAAGGCUUGAUAAAAAGCCUACCGUCCCCUGUGAUUUGGUAUUAAAGACUUAGUUUAUGUAGCGGAAACAGCCUUGUAGCCACUUCUCCAUCCCCUAGGUGUGGGUUAUGGAGGAAUAAUAUCUGAAAUGUGGUAGAUUUAAGUCAUUUUUGAAUGUAGCAAGAUGGAAUCCUGAGACUAUUAAAUGUAUAUUCUCAUGUAAUUCCAAUUUGGUCAGCUGUUUAUUUAAUUUUACGGGAGACAGGAGAUGUUGUCAUUGUGCAGUGUAAGAGAAAUGGAGAUUAUUCCAUAUUUUACUGGUUCUACUGGUCCAUAUCGCCUCUCAUGAAGUCACAGACAAGAGGACUUCCUACUAUGUCUGGCAUCCUCUUGCACAGUGCAAAGAUUUACGUGUGAUAUUUCAUUGUACACCUGUUAGUCUGUGUAAGAACUCUUCAAACUUAGCAACACUCUGGCCACAUCCAUGGCUGGCAAGGGGGUGCAUUUCCCCAAGUCCUAGCAUACAGGUUACAGCCUCACAGCCCCAUUCUCCUGCAGAUUAAGGUUGUGGAAAGUGCUUUGGAACAUCUGUUGGUGCAGGAGUGAGGCAGCAGGCAGGAUUUGUGCAAGGCCAUAACUAGCCUGACGUAUGGUAUGGAUUUAUGCAUGGACUGGUCCACUUGGAUAUUUCCUAAAAUAAUACAGUAUCUGGGACUGGCCAGGCUGCAUGACCUAUAUGACCCAGUAUGUCUGAUGUCCCUAUGAUUAUUAUUUUUUAUUAUUAUUAUUUAUAAAGCGCCAGCAAGUUCCGUAGCGCUGUACAAUGGGUGGACUAGCAGACACGUAUUUGUAACCAGACGAGUUGGACACACAUGAACAGAGGGAUUGAGGGCCCUGCUCAAUGAGCUUACAUGUGAGUUGGGUAUAGUGACACAAAAGAUAAGGGUAGGGUAGAAAGGUAUUCAUUGAGGGCUUAGUGUUUUGUUUUGAUGACAGUUUCAGGAGAGGAAUCAGGGUGCGGGGAGGGAAAGCUGUUUACAGUUUAAUUGAUAUGCUUUCCUAAAGAAGUAGGUUUUUUCAAGUUUUUUGAAGGAGUGGAGAUUGGGUGAAAGUCUAACAGAUGGGAAGAGCAUUCCAUUGGAAUGGUGCAGCCCUAGAGAAGUCUUCAAGGUGAAAAUCAGAGGUAGGAGUACGAACAGAGGUGUAGGGGCCUAGAUGGGACAUAUUUAGAUAUUUGUAAGCAAGUAUCAUGAUCUUAAAUUGCGCACUAUAUCUUACGGGAAGCCAAUGUAGGGACUGACAAAGGGGGGAGGCGUGGGAAGUGCAAGCGUACAGGAAGAUGAGCCUUGCCGCCGCAUGCAUUAUAGCGGCAGGAUUUGGCGAUUGAUUGGACAUGAGGGGUGAAGGAGAGGUCGGAGUCAAAGAACACCUAUGCAGCGAGCGAGGACACAGACAAGGGAGUAGCAACACUUGAGUUUUGGACAGGUUUAAUUUAAGGACAUGAGCAGCCAACCAGUUGGAAAUAGCAGAGAAGCCGUCAGAGACACGAGUCAAGAGGGGUGGUGAGAAAUCAGGGGAGGACAGAUACAUUUGCUUGUCAUUGAUGAGUAUGUAUGAUGUUUACAAAUAUCAGUAGGGUGACACACCAAUUAUCGCUGGUUGCAAUGGACUUGCAGGAAACAGAGUCUGCAUCUCUUAGGCUUACACAGGUCUUUGUGAAUGAUGUGUCAGAGCUGUGCAAGUCACACCUAACAUCUUCAACAGCCUCUAUAUGUAAAACCCAUAUUGUGAAUGUUCCGCACGAGUAACAACAUUCUGUGAGUUUUGUACACAAAAAAAUGUCCAUUCAUUUGUUCUUUCCCCCCCAGCCCAAGAGUUGCCAACCCUCCCCUGGCCACAGCUGCUUGACUUAUGUUAGCUUGUUGCUUAGAGAAAUAAACUCACUACUUAAAUAGCCAGUAAUUGCACAAGUUACUGUAAACAAAGUAUUAGUUUUUAUUAACAAAGUACCAGUUAUCAUGACAAUGUACCAGUUCUUGACAAAACAAAAUCACAGGUUUAUAACACUUAUUUUUUUGUUUAGGUCACAGCUUUCUUUGCAUCGACAAAGGGCAAGAGUAAAGAUAUGUGGUGUGUUAAAGAAGCCAUUGAAAACAUUAAGGUGAACAUCCAAUGGAUUGAGAAGAACCUGGACAGCUUAAAACAAUGGUUGUAGCAUUCAACAAGUCAACAUGCCCACACUGAAACUGUUGGAGAUUCCUUUUUUUCUCCUUUCUUUCUGAAAAACGUGAAGACAAACAAGAAAAUCACUGCAACAUUGUGUGCACUACAAGAAGGUUUUCGAUGGCUCAGGGCGACCACAAAAAAAAAUGUUUUUUCUCUUUUGCACGAGUGCUUGUUGGAGUGAGGAGCGUGGUGAGAGAAUGUAUUUAUUACGGUGUAGUAGAUACCAUGUUGCCUCUCUUGGCUGUGCAUUGCAGUAUACAUGGCUGCAAAUAUUAAGCAAUUUCUCUAUGACCACUGUGUUCAAAUUUCCGGUUUGAAAAGAUUUAUAUGCAACUACUGCUGGUAGCACAUUUUGUCCCAAACGCUGCCGAAAGUCCUUAUGGGUAGCUUCUAAAACUGUGUAAAUAAUAGUUACAGCCAUAUUCAUUAUGGAUAAUGUUUUUGUGCCAGUUUGUUAUAUUAAAGGUAUAUGAAGAGGUAACAUUUUAGGUUGACUCUCCGAAAGGUAUGGACUUGGCUUUCUGUAUGUUGAAUUUUUUUUGUUUGUGUUUUUGUAAGAAAAUCUUUUUUUGGGUGGGGGGGGGGGUGUAAGGGAAGGAUUUAAAGUUAGGGACUAGAUACUUUAAAUGAGAUCCAUUUAAAAACCAACAAUCCAUGUUUAUGAAGCAGUGAUAUUUGCACUGUAGGUUAAACAUUCACUUGCAUUCCUUUAAUGCAGAAAUUGGGCACGUCUAAAAUUCAGCCCACUCAAUUCAACUGUAAAUCACACGUGUUAUUAUGAAAGCCUUUUUAGGGAUUUUUUUUUUUACAUUUCUGUAUUCAAACUGCUGUCAGGGGUAAGCUCUUGCUCUGUAAUAAGAGUUAAUUGAAUAAACCGUAUACUUGUUCUCUAUGAACAAAGAAAAUUACAGUAAUUAAAAAAAACAAAAACAAACAACAAUUAUUUUAAUGCUUUUUUAAAACAUUUUUUUUCUAGGGAAUGCUUUCAUAAAAUAAUAUCGGCUUGGUAUGGGGGGAAGAAAUGCUGUAUAGUUUUGAUGCUGACUUAACACAAUACUUGCACAAAAUCCAGUGUGUGUAGGAAAGUUACGGCAGACCUUGGCACUAAAUAUGUUUGUGUACCACAUUUCCGUUCAGAUUCUGCCAGUCUUUGGGUUAAUCUUCCUUUCUUUGGGAUGACUGUCUUUUUGUAAUACGUUUAAUAUGAUCUGGGUGCUUUUUGCCUAAAGCUCGUAACUGCAUCAGAAAUAUUUUCUUUCUAAACAAAUGGCUUUCUAGAGUUCUUUUCAGAAGCUUGCUGGUUUUUUUUUUGGUUUUGAUUGAAAAUGGUCAAAAAUAAAAUAAUUGGAUACAAUA
This is a messenger RNA of Pelobates cultripes (western spadefoot toad), 72427 nucleotides long. Lineage: Eukaryota; Metazoa; Chordata; Amphibia; Anura; Pelobatidae. The record is from the annotation of a GenBank genome assembly.